GCGCGCAACCUCCUCCUGCCUUCCUGCCCGCCCGCUUCCCUUUUUCUUCGUCAGUCGGGCGCGUCCCCGGCGCUCCUGGAGCCGCCUCCCCUUCUCCUCCGCCGCCUCGACAGUCGGUGGCCAAGCCGGGGAAGGAGCGGCCUGGCGGAAGGGACACGCCUUAGCCGCCCUCCGUCCCUCCCUCAGCCGGAGCCGCCGCCGUUGCCCCUCUUCUCCGCCGCCGCCGCCCCCAUGUCGGCCCCGCUGAAGAAGGGCCCCGGCGGGCUGAUCGGGCUCAUGAAGGACGCCUUCCAGCCGCACCACCACCACCUGGGCCCCCACCAGCCCGGCACCGUGGACAAGAAGAUGGUCGAGAAGUGCUGGAAGCUCAUGGACAAGGUGCGAGGUCGGGGGGGCUGGGGCGUGGCCGCGGAGGGGGCAGAAAGUGGGGCGAGGCUGGAAGGGGGUGCAGAGGCAGAGAGGGGUCGUGGGGGCAGGGCGGGGACAUGGGGAGGGGUCGCGGGCGCUGACGACGGUAGCAUUGCCAUCCUCCUCCUCCUCCUCUCCAUGUACCGUUGGAUUCCAGGUUUCCUUGCGACGCGAUCCUGUGCUACGCAAGAGUAGGUGUGUUUCUUCACUCUGAUUCACUCUGUCCUGAGGAAUUGCGAGGGCAGGCAAUCGAUUGCUAACAGCUCGGUCUGGGGGGGAAAAGCCGCUUUAUUAGCAUACUAAUACUAAUACUAAUACUAAUAAAUAAAUGCGAGUUCAGCUGCAAAAACUGGGAUGGCUCAGUCAAAGUUCAGGAACAGUUAAAGGGUUAGCGUCACUGUCAGCGUCUUUUAUGAAGGGCCUAAUAUGUGCUGAUCCCUAUACAAAAAUAAUAAAGCGCAAGUCCCUUCCUGUAGGCUCAAUCUCUCCAUUUCACCUCAUCAAGGCCUUGUGGGAGGUUCAUUGACCAUUUGUAAUGUGGGACUGCUUUCCGGUGUGGGUUAUUGUCUUGUUAAAAAAUUUUUUAACAGCACUUAGUCAUAUUAGGCAUUUUAUAGGUAAUAGAUGUGAUGGGACAAUAAUUGUAAAUCACUCCAGAGCAAAGAGAUUUUAUAGUCUAUUUUGCAGCUGUCCAUUGGAGAAGAAGGGUGAGGCUGGAUAGAUCCAGGCCGGCUGACCUGGGAAAAUUAGGAGCUGAGGGGCCGAAGUGGAAGUGAUGGGCCAGAAUGAGAGCAGUGAGGCAGGUAGGGCUGGAGAGAGGUGCUUAGUGUUGGCUUAGUGCUGGCAUCAGAAGUAAAAUUUAGCAGCUGCCAUUUGAUAAAAUGUUUGAGGUGACAUACAGCAUACUUAUUGCAUAUGUACAGUGGUGCCUCGGAUUAAGAACUUAAUUCGUUCUGGAGGUCCUUUAUUAACCUGAAACUGUUCCAAACCUAAGGUACCACUUUAGGUAAUGGGGCUGCUGCUGUGCCACCACCGCACAAUUUCUGUGCUCAUCCUGAAGCAAAGUUCUUAACCCGAGGUAUUAUUUCUGGGUUAGCAGAGUCUGUAACCUGAAGCGUCUGUAAUCUGAGGUACCACUGUAUUGCUAUCAGCAUACUUCAGCUCAUUACAAAGUGAUGCAAGCCAUGGUCCUUGAGGAGUUGAGUCUUUAUUUAGUGUAAAGCAGGGGGAGAAAUUGGAGAGGGGUGAGGGAGAGGCAAAAGUAACAUGGAAUGAAUGCAAGCAAGUGGGCAAAUCCAGUUGGAGCAGGCGUUUUCUGCUAGCUGACGAAAAGGACUGGAGCUGGGUAGACUAAGGUAGUGCAUGGCUUGACCUGUGGAGAGGGAGAUGUGAUGUGGAAGGGGUUGUAAGGGCACCAGUGGUUGAAUUGAGCAACAGGGAGUUGGAGGGUAGUUUUGAGAUUGCAUGCUGAGUUGGAGGAAGAAGUUGAAGAAGGGCCUGCUGUAGAGGGCUUAGAUUGAUGCUCAAGGCAAAGGAUUGAUGGAAUAGGAAGUGGCUGAGCUUGAGCUGGGAAAUGGAUUUGGAAGGCUGAAGGACCAUGGGGAAUAGGUAGGAUGGAUCAUUUAGGAGCAUAAAAUGAUUGGCUCCGUUAAAGCAGCUCAAGUUCUAGCUCUCUAUAGCCUUUUCCCAUGUUAUUUCCCCUAUUUUAAUGAAAUCAUCACAGAAGUUUGCUCAGACUUCCUGAUUAAAGGUUUCAAAAUAACAGUUCCCAUUCACGGGAUAGCAACUAUGUUUGCUGACCUUAGUGUUCUUUUUUAGGAGAAAUGUGCCUAAAGGGUGAAGGACGGGAGCAGUAGAGGAACAGGACCUUCCUGCGUAUGUUCUUGGGCAAUGUGCUGUGAAAGGGUAGACUUUCCCAUUUGCUUCUGGGCCUGCUCUGAACCCUCAUGAAGGCAUGUUUAGAGUGCUACAAAGCUCAAACCGUUUGCUAGACAGGAAGUUGUUUAUUGUGAGAUCAUGGUUCAGAGCAGUAGAGUAGCACAAAUGAAAGCUUUGCAGUCUUGCAAGCCUUCAUAAUCCUACUUUGGAAGCAUGCACUUGUGCUAAACUAUGGGAAACUGGAGCUUUAAGGGAUGCUCCAGCUUUUGUAGGAUUUAGACCAGCCUCUGUGUUCUUGAUCUUUCCAGUAUAAUCCAUCAAUUCAUUUGACUGUGUUCUAUUGAUUUGUCAGGUAGUCAUUACUGCUGGACUCUGGAUUCUGGUGUAGUUUGACAAGUGUGCCAUUAAGUUGUGGUAGAUGGAAAAUACAGAUAAAAAUAACGUUAAAUAUUUAAUAAUCUUUUUAUCAAGUGGAUGUGGUAUUCCAGCUCGUGUGAUCAAGAUGGCUGAUAAAACGGAAGUUGCAUUAAUAAGUUGCAUUAGUUUUAACACAAAGGGCAUGCUCACAAGUUAGCAUAUUGCAUGGUCCUGAGUACUCAAAUAGUCAAGUUUUAUGAAACCACUAGUGACUUUUGGGGAGGAUGUAAAUUUAUAAAAUUAUGCCUGGCAUGGAGAAAGUGAUGUUUGCUCCCUCUUUCUUAAUAUUAGAACCUGGGGUUAUCCAGUGAAGAUGAAUGGCAGGAGGUCCAAGUACAAAUGCAAGUAUUUUUUCAUAGACAAAUUCCUGGAGGAUAUGACUGUCAAUGCCUGCUGGUCAUGGUGGCUUUAUGCCAUCAACAGAAUCAGAGGCUGUUGAACACCAACAGGAGAGGGCUUUUGACCUGCUUUUGAUUCUCAUAAAGACAUCUGGUUGGCCACUUUAGGAAAUAGGAUGCUAGACUUGAUUAGUCUGAUCUAGAAGGGCUCUUCUUAUGUUCUUGCAAUAUGGUACUGUCUCACAGAUAUGCCUGAGCUAAAUAAGCCUUAUUUUGCUGCCAGAGUGGAAAUAUUAAGUUUAUAUAGAUUUGAGCUAUAAAUGAAUUGAAAACUAGAUACUUUUCAAUACAUUGUAUUGGUGAGCUAAGAAUAAAUAUAUUUGGAAGCCUGUCGUAAAUUACUUCAGAAUAUGUUGUCGUUUACUCUUUCCUCCAGGAAAAUGAUAUUCAUUGCUGUGUAGAUCCCAUCAUAACUGCUUUUGAAGCAUAUAGCUACCACCUCUUCUUUUCCACACAACAGUUAUAUAUAGCCUGGUUAAUGGCUUUCUUUGGGUCCAUCCAGAAAAGGAAGUGGGCAGUGCAUAGAAUUCUAGAGGUGGAGGAGCUCAGGAGGACAACUAGAAAAUUCUCAAACAGGAAUGGGCAUGUGUCAGAAGCGAUCUGAAUACAAUCACUCAAGCAUUUUUAUGGUGUUAUAUAGGAUUUAUCUCAAGAUGCAAUCUAUGCCUGCUGUACCAGUAGCAGUCCUACUGCGCUCCGUAUGCCUAGAACUGCUGUCUUGAUUUAGCUCAGUGGCUUAUGGGAAAAAGAAGAGUUGCACACCCCAGUUCCUGUCCCUGUUCCCCUGUCCAAGAUCAAGCAGUGAUCUUUGCACCCAAUGCAGAGAGGCAAAACUGAUUUGCAAAGUCUACAAUUGAGUUUUAAGGAAAUUUCUUCCUUUACAGAAUGUGUGACACUAUCAGCUGCUUAUGAUUUGCCUAAGUGUUGAAAUCUGGGAGUUAACUGACCUGCACUGGUAACAGAUUUUGAGCAAUGAAUCUCUGAUGCAGGAAUUCUGCCUUCUAAUGAAGGUAAAGGUGAAAUGAACUGGGCCAGUAACAUAUUGAUGAAAACUUCAAAUGUUGCCUUUUGGUGAAUGUAAACUGACUACCUAAAUGUACCAGUACUUUGAACCAGUUGUAUUUUAAUAUAUAUACAGUAUAUUGUUUUAUUAAUUUCUAACCAUUUAUAUAUUGCAUAUUAUUAGUAGGAGUAUUUUGGUAUAUAUUAAUGUAAAUACAUAUUUUGGUCAACAUUGUUCCUCAAUACUGUGUUAGUGUGUAUAUUAUUAUUAUUAUUAUUAUUUGGUUGAUAUGAUUGUCAAAACAGUAAUAAAUGAUGACAUAGCUGCUUAUAGAGAAUCCUGAUCACCUUGUGACAGAUGCUUAAAAUUAAUUCCUAACAAACACUGUAAUCGGGAUACAUGCUAUCUUCAUUUCUGCAUAAGUAAAUACAGUUUUCUGAUGAAAAUCUUAAUGCUUACAUAGACUAAAGAAGAGGAAUUUGUUCAGCAGUGCAAAUGAUAGUCACCACAGCUGCUUUGCAUUGCUUAAUAAAAAAUGGGAAGUGUGACUGGCAGAUUGACAAUUCCCUUUUUGCUAGUUGAGUUUUUCCAUCAAGCUGGGGUGACCAAGAGAUAUUGUUGGUUAACCCUAGGUAUGGCACAGAGCUGACAUGUUUCAGAAUGUUAUUCAUAAGCACAUGCGUUGGAGAAAUGUAGCUUGCAGACUCUAGGAUUCCCCUAGGAAGAAAACUUCAAAAGGGGGAACAGUGAGAUGAAGGCUAUGUUUAUGCCAUAAAUUAGCCGUAAUCUGAUUUUGAUCCAGUUCAGCUGUUGUGGCUUCCUCAUGGAAACUUGGGAAAUGUAGUUCUGGAAGGCAGAAAGGAUAAUUCUGUUAGAAGUUCCUAGUCUUUUCCCAUAACAUCUGUUCUGAAGAUUCCUUAUGAGAAGUCCUGACAUGUGCUGGGCUCUGACCAGCCCACAUAUUAAACAUCAAGAGGCUAGGAGAAUGCUUGAACUUCCUACUUGUAUUUCCUAGCAGUGGGUUUGUCUUCCAACCCAUCACUCAUUCAAGUCAUUUUCAGUAUGCUUGUGUUUUUCUUUCCUACAAUUUGUUUGCGUUUAGAGUACUGAGGACUGUUGAGGUUACACUCUCUUUCUUUUCUCUAUUGCUUUCAUUGGAAGUUUAGCUCGAAGGAUGUUGCAGUCCUACUUCCUGUCCUUUACUUUGAUCUGCUUACCUCCAAACCUGCUGUAGAUGUUGCUGGUGACAGCUGAGCUUUCAGUCUCUGUUUUGCCCUAGUUACGCUUGAGAUUAAUUUGGUGGAGGGUGGGUUCUUGUCUGUAAUUUGUAUACAAACCCUUUUAUAAUUAAUUUUAUAUUCCAUUUCACAGGCUCAGUGGAAUGGCAAGCUUGUUAAAUUGUCUUUUUUAAAAAAUCCUAAGGUUACAAUGUGAAUCACAUGCGGUAGAGAGCCAGUGUGGUGUAGUGGUUAAGAGCAGUAGACUCUUAAUCUGGGGAACCGGGUUCGCGUCUCAGCUCCUCCACAUGCAGCUGCUGGGUGACCUUGGGCCAGUCACACUUCUUUGAAGUCUCUCAGCCCCACUCACCUCACAGAGUGUUUGUUGUGGGGAAGGAAGGGAAAGGAGAACGUUAGCCGCUUUGAGACUCCUUAAAGGGAGUGAAAGGCGGGAUAUCAAAUCCAAACUCCUCCUCCUCCUCCUCCUCCUCCUCCUCCUUCUUCUUCUAGGGACAAAGUAUCCAUUGGACUUCAAGUACUGUAAAUAUGUUUAAGAUGAGGUACAAGUAUUUUAACACCAUUGUAUUACACCAUGUACAAGUAUUGUGUGAUAUUCUUUCUAGUACUUCAGGUUUUUACCUUCUGAAAAUGUAGAUGCAGAUAGGCCAGUGGAUUUCUACAUUCUUGAAUGAAAACAUAUUCAUGUUCCAUUCCGUAAAUACCAUCAGAGAUCUGACCAAAUUAUGCUGAUAAUUGAGACAAUACUUUAUAGUGCACUUUAGUUAUGUUGUUUCUUUAGGUAUUAGUCAUUUUUACAUGGUAUUCCUUAAUGUGAUCUAGCAGUUACUGAUGGCAAUCAACUAAAACUGUUUGCUACAGCCAGUAGUCAGUUUAAAUAUUAGAACAUCCAUGUGGAAGUAGACAAAAUUUUUACAUGUAUUUGUGCAUCACAUGGUGGCGAUAACAUGUUUUAGACUGCAAAGUGAGAUGUUUUUCUAUCUUAAGAAACUCUGUAAAGUGUGAGAUACACUGGUAUUAAUGUGUAUUAAUGGGGAAAGCUCCUUAAUCCCUCACUUCAGUCACUGUGCAUAUAGUGCCUUGCACAUCUGUCCUGCAUACUUCUAUGUUGGUGAGCUUUCACUAUGUUUGGGGGCUAGUACAAGAGGUGAAAGGUUUUUUAGAUGUUUCCACUGUGUGUCAUGCUGACAUGGGUCAGGCCUCCAUGUGAGGUGCAGAUUCUGUCAUAACUCUGAGCCUCUUGAUUAAAUGCUUUGUUGUACUUUUCCUGCCUGAAUAGUAUUCAAGUCAUUAUCUUUAUUCUGCCUGUAGCUAUCCUAUAUAUUUUCCUAAGAUAAUGUCAGGGGAAAUGUUUUCCUUGGCUUGAUCAUGCUUCUAGUUUGCCUGCAUUAUGUGUGGCGAUUAAAUAACAUUUUUUAGAGUAUAAAAUGUGAACAGGAAAUACAUAGUUCCAUAUUUUGGCUGCAGGUGAUAUAUUUUAACUUAAUGAUGCUGUUUAUAAUUAGGAGUUGAAACAUAAAUUACAGUCGAAUAAAGCAGAAGUGUAGCACAUGUCGGUAUUUGGGGAAAAAACCUGUAGAAAGUCUGGGAGGUUUUGAACUGGAAAGGAGGAAAGACUACAUAAUAAGCUGUUGCAGAAGAAUGAUCUGAGCUUAGACAAUGAAUACUUACGUGGGUGUGCAGCAAGCGUUUCCAUUGGCAUGUUAAAUACCUUGAAGGGGGCAUAAUCAGGUAGUUUAUUUGCUAAGAAUUCAAUGAAGAAUAGUUACCAACAGGGAAGCAGCAAAGUGGUGUGCCUAUUGUGAUAAAACCUAAUGGCGAGUGCCUUUUUCCUGAGCAGGAAACAUUCCCAAACUGCCUGUUUUUGGUUCUGUGGAGAGUGUUUUUUUUUUAAAUAAUAGCCAAUAACUGGAGGAAGGUGUUCUAGUUACAGGUAGGUAGCCGUGUUGGUCUGCCGUACUUGAAACAAAAUAAAAAUAUUCCUUCCAGUAGCACCUUAGAGACCAACUAAGUUUGUUAUUGGUAUGGCCAACUUAGUUGGUCUCUAUGGUGCUACUGGAAAGAAUAUUUUUAUUUUGUUUGGGGAAAAGUGGUCCAUUGUAUUGCCCCUUAGACACUAACCAGUUCAGUGUGGCAUGGUCAUUUAUAGCAAAGAGGCUGAUUCAUUAGAUGCAUGUGAUGCAUUAGAUGCAUACGAUUGGACCAAGAAGGCCAUAGGUAUGUGAACUGAGGAACAAGAAGGUCCCUCUACCAGUGCAUUUGAUAGCAUGAACCUAUGAAAGCUCCUUCCAGAUCAGGGGUCAGCAACCCGCGGCUCCGGAGCUGCAUGUGACUCUUUUACACCUUUGCCGCGGCUCCGGGGCGGAUACUAGCGAGGGGAGGAGGCGCAUUGUGCGCCCCGACACUCCCCACUGUGGCGGGCGCUGUACUGGCUGUGACGUCGCAUGGGGGCGGUGCGUGCGUUAGUCACGCACCGUCCCGACGUCACCUUCCCGUCCGCUGUCAGAUCACGGCUCCAGAGAUAUAUUUGUUUUAAAUGUCGCAAUGGUUUUGCGGCUCCCAGGUUUUUUUUCUUCGGAAACGGGUCCAAGUGGCUCUUUUUGUCUUAAAGCUUGCAGACCCCUGUUCCAGAUAAACAAAGUAGCUGUAAAAGUUCUGUUACAAUUUGCUGAUAUAAGCUAGAAUGGUUUAUUCUUUUCAAAAUAGAUCCCCAACUUUAAGUUAUGGUUUGUAAACAAGUUCUUGUAAUUCAUCUGUUUGUUGUGCCUUAUUAAACAUUAAAUUAGCAACUUGAGGUUGUUUAUAGUCAUGUAAAAAUAAACUGGGGUGAGGUGGGGAACCCAGAGUGCCUUUCCGUUUUGUGUAUUUUUGCCCUGCACACUAGGCAUAAAAUUAGUUUUGCUGUUUCCCCUUUUUUGUUUGGUUUCCUUAAACUAUUGGGUAAGAACUUGUGGGUAUUUGUCUUUCUCUUUCUCUCCCUAUCUUUGUUCAUCAGACAAAAAGAGCUAUGUUGUCAGCCUAGGAAAGGUUUUCAAAAUCUGAUACAGUGGUGCCUCGCAAGACGAAAUUAAUCCGUUCCGCAAGAGUCUUCGUCUAGCGGUUUUUUCGUCUUGCGAAGCAAGCCCAUUGACGGAUUAGCGCUAUUAGCGCUAUCAGCUGUUUAGCGGCUAUUAAAGGCUUAAAGGCUUAAUUAGCUGCUAAAAGGCUAUUAAAGGCUAUUAAAGGCUUAGCAGAUUAGAUAAAGGGGGAAGCGAAAAAAAUCUCAAGACUCGCAAGGUAUUUUCGUCUUGCGAAGCAAGCCCAUAGGGGAAUUCGUCCUGCGAAGCAACUUCAAAACGGAAAACCCUUUCGUCUAGCGGUUUUUCCGUCUUGCGAGGCAUUCGUCUUGCGGGGCACCACUGUAUUGCCAGAUUUUUAAAACUUAUUAUUUUCAUCUUGAAUCUAGCCCUAUAUAGAUUCUAGUAACUAUAUUUGUUACUUUUCCUUCCUGCUGAACAAUUAAAAGCCUGCCUUGGACAUUUGGGGGAAGGUAGGAUAAAUUCUCACAAAUAAUCAUGGGAAAACCCCUUGAAAUGGUCACAAAGUACUUGCCUACACCAUAAUUGCUUCUUUUAAAUAUGUUCACACUUGAUGUGAAGAGUUAGCAGACUAUGGCCAAGGAACAAAUGGCUUCAAAAGACAGCUAAGGAGCCAAAGAGGGAGAAUGAAUGCAGUGUGUGCUAAUUUGCUGGUACGCUGCUGAUUUCCCAGAGCUGUGAACAUUGCAUCUGGCAGUAGUUGUGUUCUGCAAGGGCACACGAAGGGAGCUAAGUUGAAGACAGGUUUUUGUUAUGUUUUGUUCAAGGGAGGAUCAAGUCAUACAUUCUGGUCUGGUUCAGACAUAAUGCUGAGGCUUAGCUUAGGAUUGAUUGAUUGAACAAGCUGCAGGGAACUUUGGGCUCCCCUUUGCUUCUGUCUAUCUCUUCCAGCAUGGUGAUGAGGAGCAGUUUGGAAGUUUUCACUUCAAUUUUAGCAGUGCUUUAAAACAAUAAGAAAGAAAAAGAAAAAAGGUGUUGGUAUUCAGCAUGAAGUUACUGUAGUAAGUGCCACACUCAAGAUUUGGGGAUGUGGGGAAGGUUCCUCACUUUAAAUAACAGAAUUCCAUGCUGCACCAUAAACUGAUUUGGAAACUCCUCAGGAUUUCAGAAGCUCCUUCAGAAGAACAACAUAUGAAUUAUACCAGCAUGGGAGUGGGACCAUGCUAAGUAGCCUCACUCCCAGGAUUGCACACUGUGUAGCCAUGACAUUCAUACACAUAUUGAAAACAUCUGCAGAGUUGAGCUUUCACACCUGCAGCUGUGUACGUGGAGCCUUACCCAUAGUCUGGAAGCCCUAAUUUUUUGGGCUUGCCGAUCCCAUGAACUCCAUGGAGGACAUCACUUGUACACAGCUGUACACUCCAAGGUUCUCUUGUUGCACACAUUUGUGCUGUAUACAGAAAUUCUUGGGCAGGGAGCUACUUGGAGUGUGUAGCAUCAAGCGGGGAGCUAGUUGGUCUGGCCCUGCUCUCUGCUCACAAGUUGAUAGAAUACUUGAGUUGGUUCUUCUUUGAAUGCCAUUUUGUGAAAGUGUGUGGCAGGAUGCUGUUCAAGAAUUCCAGAGUUCCAGUGAAUGCACAGAAUUUGUGCAGUUGCUGAAUCCUGGUUGUAAUGGUUGAUGAGAAAAAAGUACUGCUAUGAAUUACACACAUCUCAUGAAGGUGAAUGGUUGUUGAUAUGAUGCACUGGUUGUGAAACAAACUGGUAGAAGAUGAUGUGUGCCAACAUUGGGCCAAGCCCAUAGUUAGAGCCUGGAUAGGACCCAUCCAUAGUAACAGGUGAAACUCUUGUCCAGAAUGGUAACUGCUGUUCUUGUGAAAUAUCUACGAUCCGCAGAGAGGAAAAGAUUUACUCCUUGGGGGCAUUCGUUGCUGUUGGUAACAUCAGACAGAUUGCUUGGAUUACUGAUCCAGUAUUUUUCAAAUAAAGUCUUCUGUUUGGUUGUUCCAAUAUAUAGUAAAUUCUUUAGACUUGGGGAGCUGGGCAAGUUGCUCAUUUUAAUACUGUACCCACUAUAAAGCUAUUUGCGGUAUCUCAACAAAGUACUGCGUUUGGGAUGUGGAUCAGCAUAGUGUUUGUCAGUCUUCUAGAGCUGCAUUUAUAUGAAUAAUUGAUCAGAUAUUCAGGUCCAUUUCCUUUCUGAUAGUUUGGGUGCCAAGUGCCAUCAGUGCUUAUAGGCGAAUCUCACAUACCUUGCAGAAUUUGACAUAGAUGGCUACUCUAUGGUUGAUCUUCUCCACUUUUAAAAUGCUCAAUCAGUAUAAAAGUUUGGGUGUGUACCAUAUCAGCCACAAACCUUUUGCACAAUAACAUACAUUGAUUUACGGUAGAUGCUCACUAGAUUGAGCAAGUCUGUAGUGAGCAGGAGUAUCAUGUAGUUCUUUCAUCACUAUUUAAGUAGCAAACAAAAAUGAGAUGCCCAUGAUGGAGAGAUAAAAGCAAAGUCUGAUAGACUGCUUCAGUUUGCUCAGUAACUAUUUUUAUUAGGUGAGAAUGAGAAUGUUUAUGAUCAGAUUGAUUAUUCAUUUACACAGCAAAGCCUCCCUUAAGUUUCUGUGUCUGGUAGAGAAUAUUGAUUCAGUUGAGAGAAUGGUCUAGGUUGCACAUAUUGCUGAACCAUUGUUGACCUGUGUUCCCCACUCCAGCACAGCUGCUAGGAGAUCUGAAUCAUUUGCUUCCAUUUUCAACUAACUCCUGUCUUUGGAAGAGGAUGAUAGUGGAGGGGAAAUCCAUAAACCCCAGCCUCAUGUUUUUCAUGUGAAGUAGUUUAUUAACUGUAGUUACCAUGCUUUUAUUCAGAUUGAUAGUAACCAAGUUGAUCUUAAAGAUAAAGUUAGUAUUUACAAUGAAAAAGAGAAAUCUUAAAUUUUAAUCUGAUAUUUUAAGUUAACAACAUCCAUUUUUAUUCACACUGAAUUUCAGUAAUAUUGUUUUGAUUGUAGCUUAAACAUUCUUUUUAGAUUAGCAGAAAAUAACAUAGACCUCUUAAACCUACUUCUUGUCUCAUGUUUCAGGCUCAGUAUUUUGCAUGGUUUGAAUAUAACAUCCUGUAGUGUUGCAACUUGCAAAUAAAAAUGUAUCACAUUAUAGGUUGCGGCUUUCAUAAUGAAUAUUGAGUUUCUGGGAAUUCAGUUAAGCAUGUUGACAUCUUGGUUGUAAAUCCAUUUCUUGCAUUUGCAAACAUGGUAGCACUAGUUAAGCUAGAAUCUUACAUUUCAUUAUCCUUGUUCAUUCUUUAUUUCUAGGUUGUGCGUUUGUGUCAGAAUCCCAAGUUGGCACUAAAAAACAGUCCACCCUACAUUCUAGACCUGCUUCCUGACACUUAUCAGCAUCUGCGAACCAUCCUGUCACGCUAUGAGGGGAAGAUGGAUACUCUAGGAGAGAAUGAAUACUUCAGGGUGUUCAUGGAAAACCUGAUGAAAAAGACAAAACAGACCAUCAGCCUCUUUAAAGAAGGAAAAGAGAGAAUGUAUGAGGAGAAUUCCCAACCUAGGUAACGUUUUGUGUUCUUAAUUGCUUGUAGUAUUAAAAUCCAAGUGGGUCGUUGGAGAGCACUCUUGAAACUCUUCUUAUUUCAGUGGUUCUUGGGCUCUUAUGAACUCUUAUGGUUUCUUUCAGAACAUAAUGUUUCUCUGGAAGUUCUUGACUGUAAGUUGGGCUUGCUAUUUUGUGUGAUGUCUUGUUGGUGAAAUCGAUGGUAUAAUUUCAAAUAAUUAUUAAGAACUGUAGGUGGAAGUAGAGAAGGUCUGGAGAUGCAGUUAAUAUUCAUGACAGAUGCAUGUAGCUCACAAGCCUGUUAAUGCACUGGAGAAUUUAUGUUACAUACAUGGCUAAUGUUUUGCUUUAGCAUUCAUAGUAUUUUACACAUAAUAUCAGCAAGUUUUGCAAAAACCAAGUAAAGUAUGUUGGUAUUAUCAUACGGAUAAUAUUGAGUGAAAAAACAAUUAUACAUACUCCAAAGAUACAGGGCUGCUGUUGCCCAUUAGUCAAUGGAUCCUGAUGAUGAGCCUGCAAGGAGGGACUCAGGCAGAUGUUAAGACCUGGGCAGAUUUGUAUGGGUGUAGAUGAUCCUUCAAAUAGCCAGGUCCCAAACCAGAAUAAGAAUUGUAUUGCUAAGCUUAGCUAGCCAAAAGAUUCCUCAAUGAUAUUUCACUGCUAAUUUUAACAAGCUGGGGAAAAAGGGGAUGGGGGAGAAAAGAGAAGUAUUUAGCUUUGCGGUUUGAGAUAAGGGUCUAUUACAACUUGUUCAACAUGGUGGAUGAGUGCUCUGGUCUGAGUGGCAUGGUGGCAAACUAUCUGUGUGACCAACCCUAAGCUGCUUCCCAACCUUGACAUUGCAGCAGCAGGAGGAGACAAUCUUCAUGGCGUGGAGAAACCCUGGGCUUUGUUUUGGGCACCGAGUGCUCCAAGUUGCAGGCAUGGAGCAAGGGCUUGUUUCCACAUUGUUUGAAAUCUGUUAUUCCCCCAGCUCCAAUCAUGUAGCUAAAGAAGCAGGGAGGUGAUUGCCCCUUACUUUAUGCUUACUUUAUGGUUUUAGCUUUAACAUUUGCGUCAAGGCCAGGACAAAUCAUGCUCCUUUACCAAUCUCUGAAAGACAUAAGCAGUGUCAAAACUAUAGGAGCAUCUGGAAUUAUGUGUGGUUCUGUUCAGGUCAGCAUUUUGUUUUGUGUGUCAAACUGAUAGGGUUGCAUUUCCCCUUGUGUAUUUGCUGAGUAGUUUUGCAUGUUACGGGUUGUGUAAUGAACACUGACUUCAGGAGGCUGGGGGAGUGUUGGUGUGGGUGGUGUGAGCAUUUACUGUACAACGUAAACCUGAUUCAGUUCAAAUAUUAUUGGCAAAUGAGAGCAAACCAUAGUAAAGCAAGUUUGCAUAGCAAAGGUAAAAUGCAGAAAAUAUGCACUUGAGCUCUGUGCCUAUGAGACCCAUCAUCUAAUGUAGGUGUCUCAGGGAGGGUGUAUGUGUCUUGUGUGUCAUAAUUGGAAGCUUUCAUUUUAUUCUCCCUCCCCCCCCCCCCCCCGUAUUUAUAUGCUGCCUUUCAGGGCAAGUUCCCCAUGACAUAAGUAAAAAGCAUUCCCUCCUCUCCCCUCUCCUCCCCUUUUGAGGAAGAAGGGCAGUCUUAGAUCUGUCUUUAAGAGUUAUGGGAGGUGCAAGCUUCAAAAGGAGAAGAGGAGUUUGAGGUGUAGGAGCUGCCUGUUGAGGCAGAUUGUGGCUAGAAAGUGUGUGGGAGGAGGAGAGUCUGUAUAUGUACAAAGCAAUUUGGUAGGCCAAGCUGCGUUCUAAAAAUUACCUCCUGACAUUAGUGCAUCAUUAAAAACACCUUCCAGUUCCAAAGAGAAAGCUGGUAAUUUUCUAGUGGAUAACAGUGUGUCAAAACUUUGUGAAUUAUUUUUAAGAUCUCUAUUGAAGUUUUGUGUGUGAGAGGGAGGGAGAGAUGAUAGGUUAAACUCUGGAUUCUAGACAGUAAAGUCAGCACUUAACUAUUGCCACGGUGAAAGUUACACUUCUCAUUUGUCUAAUGCGCCAGAAUUCACUGUUCAAAAAGCAUCCGCUACUGUGGUUAAAACGGAAAACAGACUUGGGUGCUCUGCAUGCUCCUAUGCAUGCAAGUUAAUCAUGUGUGUUUUUCCUAGACUCGUAGCUCUUUCUGUUAACUUGCUGUGAUAAUACUCAUGUCAAGACAUUCAGUGGUAAUGGCAUACAAAAUGUCAUACAAAACAACUCCAAUUUACACAUCUAUUUAAAGUUCACAUCAUUAUGAGCCAUAGCUUUUAUCUAUUAUGUAGGCAUGUCACACUGAGCUAGGUGCUGUGGUCUUGGUUUCAUUGAGUUUUUUACCACCUUGAACAGCACUGAGCAGAUACAGUGGGAGGGCAGUGGGAGGAAUCCUUUGUUGUUGCUGUAUUUGUGUGAUCAAAUUAAUACUGUGCGACAUUCACCAUGUCUGCAUUCUUAAGUGGUAUCCUGCAACCUCAAAGCUCCCACUUCCUUACUAAGCCAAAGACUGAGAAGUGAAUGGAGGGGGGCAUCUAGUGUGUGUGGGAUAUCAGUAGCCCAAGGUUGACCCGGGUGUGUAUGGAGCUGCCAGUUUCAGCCACAGAUUAUCUUCUGGAAUACAUUUGGAUUUGUUAUAUUUCAUGGAAGCAGUCAUAUUUGAGUACUGCUUGCCUCAAAAGAUGUGCUGUACAUUUUAGUCCACUGUCAGCUCCAGAGGAAUUGAGGUACAAAAAUUCAUAUAUAAUUAUCUGACUGACUGACAAAGAUGAAGUCAAGGACAACAUAUGUGGUUUAAGUUCUGUAGCAUGUUAUAAUAUCCCUGAAUUCUUAAAUCAACCCUUCCCCCUUUAUGGGAAUUGUAUGUCCUGUCCUAUAUAGAGAGGUUGCAGUAAAAUUCUAAUGGCAGCCAAGGUGUUGAGCUUGGAACAUUUGUUGUCUCUCCUUGCAGCCAGACUUGUGGGGUUGCUGUCUCAGCAAGAUUUUGUGUUCGUCAUCAGCUCUAGGGCAUAGAGGAACAAAUCCAUACAGGAAAAAGCUGCAGAUACUUAAUAUCUCUUCUGUGUAUAAAUUGUGUGCAGCCUUACCCAGGAAGGAAACUGAUACUACUAAGAGGUUUGUUUUUUGAAAUGUUGAUUUUGAAAUCAAACUGGCUAUAGUUAUAAACUGCUUAUAAAGCACUAAAGCCCCCAAAGCAUUAAAGCCCCCAAAGUACUAAAACAAAUUCUGUACUGAUAAUUUUGUCUCUUAAAGUGAGAAGCUGUGUUAGGAAAACACUAGAACGCAUUGUUGAGGCAGCCUAUCAAAGCCUGUUGUGAAAGAGUCCCCUGUCACUUCCUUCGAAUGAAACUUGCACUUCAGAAUGUGGAAAACUUGUGAAGCCUACUUCUGCAUUUCAAUUAGAGUAUCUUAGAGAAAAUUCAAAAGCUGCCUAUAAAAAAAAAAAGAGUCUUGACUGCCAGGUUGCUACAUAAGAACGUGAACUGCUUGCUGCCUAAAGAGACCCCAUUGCCAUGAAGAAAAUGUGCUUAGAUGUUGAUCUUUAAUUAGGCCCACUGGGAUGGGUAAACACACCCAGGUUCCUGUCAGAAAUCCUGGGACCCAAAGCUUUCCUUUCUAAACUUCUGAGUCCUAAUAAUAAUAAUUUAAUAAUAAUAAUUUAUUAUUUAUACCCCGCCCAUCUGGCUGGGCCUCCCCAGCCACUCUGGGCGGCUUCCAUAGAAACCAAAAAUACACUAAAAUAUCACACGUUAAAAACUUCCCUGAACAGGGCCGCCUUAAGAUGUCUUCUGAAUGUCAGGUAGUUGUUUAUCGCUUUGACAUCUGCUGGAAGGGCGUUCCACAGGGCGGGUGCCACUACCGAGAAGGCCCUCUGCCUGGUUCCCUGUAGCUUUGCUUCUCGCAAUGAGGGAACCGCCAGAAGGCCCUCAGCGCUGGACCUCAGCGUCCGGGCAGAACGAUGGGGGUGGAGACCCUCCUUCAGGUAUACUGGACCGAGGCCGUUUAGGGCUUUAAAGGUCAGUACCAACACUUUGAAUUGUGCUCGGAAACGUACUGGGAGCCAAUGUAGGUCUUUCAAGACCGGUGUUAUAUGGUCUCGGCGGCUGCCCCCAGUCACCAGUCUAGCUGCCGCAUUCUGGAUUAGUUGUAGUUUCCGAGUCACCUUCAAAGGUAGCCCCACGUAGAGUGCAUUGCAGUAGUCCAAGCGGGAGAUAACCAGAGCAUGCACCACUCUGGCGAGACAGUCCGCAGGCAGAUAGGGUCUCAGCCUACGUACCAGAUGGAGCUGGUAAACAGCUGCCCUGGACACAGAUUUGACCUGUGCCUCCAUGGACAGCUGUGAGUCCAAAAUGACUCCCAGGCUGCGCACCUGGUCCUUCAGGGGCACAGUUACCCCAUUCAGGACCAGGGAAUCCUCCACACCUGCCCGCCUCCUGUCCCCCAAAACAGUACUUCUGUCUUGUCAGGAUUCAACCUCAAUCUGUUAGCCGCCAUCCAUCCUCCAACUGCCUCCAGACACUCACACAGGACCUUCACUGCCUUCACUGGUUCUGAUUUAAAAGAGAGGUAGAGCUGGGUAUCAUCCGCAUACUGAUGAACGCCCAGCCCAAACCUCCUGAUGAUCUCUCCCAGCGGCUGCAUGUAAAUGUUGAAAAGCAUGGGGGAGAGGACAGAACCCUGAGGCACCCCACAAGUGAGAGCCCAGGGGUCUGAACACUCAUCCCCCACCACCACUUUCUGAACACGGCCCAGGAGGAAAGAGCGGAACCACUGUAUGACAGUGCCCCCAGCUCCCAGCCCCCCAAGACGGUCCAGAAGGAUGCUAUGGUCGAUGGUAUCAAAUGCCGCUGAGAGAUCCAGCAGAACUAGGAAACAGCUCUCACAUUUGUCCCUAGCCCGCCGGAGAUCAUCAACCAGUGCGACCAAGGCAGUUUCAGUCCCAUGAUGAGGCCUGAAUCCCGACUGGAAGGGAUCCAAAUGGUCCGCUUCUUCCAGGCGUGCCUGGAGUUGUUCAGCAACCACUCGCUCAAUCACCUUGCCCAAGAAUGGAAGAUUUGAGACUGGGCGAUAGUUGGCCAUCGUGGCCGCAUCUAAAGAUGGUUUUUAAGAAGCGGUUUAAUAACCGCCUCUUUCAGCGGGUCUGGGAAGGCUCCCUCACGGAGGGAAGCAUUCACCACCCCACGAAGCCCAUCGCCCAGUCCUUCCCGGCUAGCUUUUAUAAGCCAGGAUGGGCAAGGAUCCAGGAGACAGGUGGUUGGUUUCACUCGUCCAAGCAGCCUGUCCACAUCCUCGGAGGUAACAGAUUGGAACUGAUCCCACUCAUCUUGACUAGACAAAACUCUAGCACUCUCCCGCGCCGGCCCUGCUCCCACGGUGGAGUCUACUUCUUCCCGAAUCUGAGCGAUUUUAUCUGCAAAAAAAACUUUGCAAAAUCAUUGCAGGAGAACAUGUGGCCCGUACUGGGCCCUGAUGUUGCAGGUGGUUCCGCUAAAUUGUGAACCACCUGAAAAAGUCUCCUGCUGCUGUUUUCUGCAGAUGCAAUAGAGGCGGUGAAGAAAUUCUUCUUCGCCGUCGCUAUCGCCACUUGGUAGGCUCGACGUUGAGCUCUAACCUGUGUCCGGUCAGAUUCGGAAUGAGUUAUCCACCACCGGCACUCUAGCUGUCUCAACGAUUGUUUCAUUGCCCUCAGAUUCGUGGAAAACCACGGGGCUGUCCGGGCUCCAUGCAAUCGGAGAGGGCGCUUCGGAGCCAAACAGUCAAUAGCCCUGGUUAACUCCGCAUUCCAGCGGGCCACCAGGGAAUCAGCUGAAAGGCCAUCAACAUGGGAUAAAGCAUCCCUUACCACUCUCUGGAAACCAUUUGGAUCCAUUAAGUGGCGGGGGCGGACCAUCCGAAUUGGUCCCACCUCCCUGCAGAGGGGAUGGGUCGCAGAGAAGUCCAGUUGCACCAGGAAGUGAUCUGACCAUGGCACUUCUUUCGUUUCACUUUUACUUAGUGUCAGAUCACCAGCAUCCAUAGAGGUAAACACCAGGUCCAAGGCAUGUCCGCGGCUAUGGGUUGGGCCAGACUUAUUCAGGGACAGCCCCAUGGAGGCCAUGCUUUCCACGAAGUCCCGAGCGGCCCCUUGUAAGGUCGUGUUGGCAUGGAUGUUAAAAUCCCCUAGGACAACCAAACUAGGUGUCUCCAGGAGAACAUCCGCCAUGACCUGAAGCAGCUCGGGCAGGGAAUCCUUGGUGCAGCGGGGAGGUCGGUACACCAAUAGGAAUCCUGUACUGCCCCUAUUGCCCAACUUCCAUAACAUGCACUCAGAGAACUGGGUCUUCCCAGUAGGACGCCUGGUGCAAACUAAUGACUUCCUAAAAAUCACUGCAACCCCCCCUCCCCGCCCACAUGACCUGGGUUGCUGUGCGUAAGAGAAACCUGGUGGACAAGCAGCGGCAAGGACAGGCCCGUCUGCUUCAUCCAACCUUGUCUCUGUCACACAUGCCAGGUCAAGUCCUCCAUCCAUGAUCAAGUCAUGGAUGGCAGUGGUCUUAUGAAUCAUUGACCUGGCAUUGCACAGCAGCACCUUCAGGUCAUGUGGGUAUCCCUUGCUGAUUCUAGUAUCCAUCCGGUCAGGACCAGACCCGGAGGCAGAAAUAGUCCUCAGACAACGACUAAACCUGCCUCCUCUGUAAUGACAUGGUCUAGUCUUAGCGUAACUCCUCCUCCUACCCGUGAUCACUGAGAUCGGUUGUCCCAGUGCAUCCCCCCCUGUGGAACAUGCCCCAGCCAUUUUGUGGGCUGGGGCCCACUCCCCGGCAGCCCUGACCCCUCCCCUUAAGAACAAAAUAACACCUUAAACAAACAAACAAACAAACAAACAAAUAAAACCAAUAAAACAAUACAAACAAAAAACUGUAAAUGGUUUCAUGGAAAGUUUGAAAAUGUGGUAAAAUAGCAAUGCAUGCAAGUAAAAAGGAUCUCAAAUUCAGCUCACCACAAUUUCCAAUAGUCAUUAAAGGGAUUACUCAAAGUAUGCAUUUCUGAGGGUAACAACUUCUAGUCCAUGGUACAGUCCUUGGUGCUGAACAUGUCUACCUUCAUCUACAUUAGUGCUAGUGGUGGAAGCCACUUUCCCCUUUCCAUUUUCUCCCAUAGGAAUCCCAUAUCAAGGUAAUUCUAGUGUUGAUGUAACAAGUGUGAAUAUACUGAUCCCAAUCCAGAAACUGCUUUUCCCUGCAUUACUAGGUUUGGAUAUGUGAGAAUUUGAAUAAGAGAGUCUCAAAUUCUGGUUUGCAUCUGUUAUCAGAACCUCAUCUCAAUGAAUUAACAAUUUCAGGUUUUGCAGUGCUGUUUAUUCAUUAAAAUAUUCUCCUCAUAAAUCUCAUUUUAGCACUUAAUGCUUCAUGCAUUUCCAAACAGUUUCAAAUGAUUAGAAAACUCAUAAUCUUGUUUUGCUUUGCUGGAACUAUAAUUUAAUAUAGAUUGUAGCCUUUUGUAUUAAAUCUUGGUGUCUGAUAGAAAGGCACUAAGGAGAUGUGGCGUUGAAAGAUUGCACAAUUGCUUUAUGUCAGACCAGUGAACUUGAAACAGGAUCCAAAUGUAACUAGGCAAAUUCCAGCAUGCUUUCCGUGUUAAAUAGCUGCAGCUGUCAUCCAAUUACAGAACUCAUAAUCAGUUAUACAACUAAUAUGAUUAUGAUGAUUAAUCGUUAAUUGGCAUUAGUGACCAGGAAACUGAGCGAUAGAUCAGGAAAGGUCCUGGUUUGAAUGUAGUUUCUGCCAUGAACUGAUGUGAUGGCCUUAGGGCAAGCCACUCUCUCUCAGCCUUGCUCCUCGCCACUUGUAACGUAGGGGAUAAUAAUAUUGACUAACUUUACUAAGUUGUUGUAAGGACUCGAUUACUGCAAUAUGUUGUAUGUGGGCCUACCUUUAAAAACGGUCUGGAAACUACAGUAGGUCCAAAACAGGGCCACAAGAUUAAUAACUGGGGCUGGGUGUUUCAACCAAAUUAUGCUAGUGCUUUGUCUUCUGUGCUGGCUCCCAUUCUGUCACUUAGUUUUAAAACUCUAGUCUUAAUCUUUAAAGUGCUUAACACACAGGUGAGGAAACUUUGACCCUCCAGGUGUUGUUGGACUACAACUCCCAUCAUCCCCGGCCAUGGAACUUGUGGGAGUUGGAGUCAAGCAACAUCAGGAGGGUUAAUGGUUCCCUACCUCUGUCUUAAUGGCUUGAGACCAGGUUACAUAAAAAAGAUACUCUCCUUCCUUUCUAACUGAACUUUAAGGUCCCGUUUAGAGGACCUGCUCCUGGUGCCCCACCCAGGGAAAUGAAGUGAAUGUCUACUAGGGAUAAUUUUUGGUAGUGGGAUCUUAGCUUUGGAAUAGCCUCUCCAAAGAGGCUUACCUAGUACCUUUCUAUGUUUUUUCUAGUGCCAGCUUCUUAUUUCUUAAAAAUUGGAAAAAUAAAAUAAAAUAUUUGCAGUUGAACCACUGAAGGGAUCAACAAAGACUUUUGAGGUAAAAAUGUUAGAGGCUGUGUCCAGCUCAACUGUUGAUUUUUUCUGAUAGUGGGUUUACAGCAUCUAAUUAUGUCGACUUCCUGUUUCAUGCUGGUUCCUUGGCGAAUCAGUCCACAGAAUCAAUGCAGUGCUAGCUGUCUGGCUGCAGACUGGCAUGAUGGACAUGUAAUUUGAUGGCUCUAAAAUCUGUCUGGAUGAGUCUCCUACUAAGCAAAAGACCGUGGGCACUUCAUUUUGUGUAUCAGUUUGCCCUGCAGUUCUCUGGAAGGUGACUUAUGCUGCUAUCAGUGAGAGUGAAGUGGAAUUUCAAUCGCUUCCUGUGUUGAAAGUUUACUUGAAAGUAGUUCCGUUGUAUAUCUAUUUUUAAAAACUGAUUACUCUGUGAAAGGCUCUGAAGCUGCACAAAUCUUAUAAAUGUUGACAUAGGAUGUUUAAGCAUGACUAUUCAGCACUUCUUUGCAAGGGUCAGAGUAAAAACUGAUAGCAGCAGGGCAGUUGUUGCUUACAUGGAUAUCGUCCUGUUACAGGGACUCGGUGCAAUCAUUCAUUGGCCUCAAUGGGGUCUGACAUGUUAGAUCAGAGGUGGAAAACACAUAACCUACAUGCAGCAUUUGGGAUCUCUCGUGAGGCCAGAGAAGAUUCUUUUAGUGCUCCCCCCCCCCAGCUCCGUACAUUUGUUUGAACAUAAGCUUUAAUGACUUUAGAGAGAACAAAACAGCAAAGACACAGUUGCAGCAGUGGCUCAGGAUAACAAGAAAAGAAGAAGCUCCAACUAAUUGCUUUUCAUUUACAUUUUUGUAAGUUAGGUCUGUAACCUAACCCAUCCCACUUAGGGUUGGUAUCCGAAGCACUGCCAUGCCACCUCUUCCCCUCAAAGGAGAAUAAAAUGUAUGAGCUUGUAACAAGAGGACGUGGUUGCUACAGAAUGUUUGGCCUAAGCCCUUUAGGGCUUUAUGGGUUAGUACAAGAAUCUUAAAAUGCUGUUUUUAAUAUUCGGUUGGGAGCUGCCCAGAGUGGCUGGGGAAACCCAGCCAGAUGGGUGGGGUAUAAAUAAUACAACAUCAUCAUCAUCAUCAUCAUCAUCAUCAUCAUCAUCAUCAUUAUUAAAUGUGCCCAUAGAAAAGAGAGUGAAUAGAGACAUCAGAGUACUGGUGCAGUCUGCUUUGGUGGUGGUCCAUUUCUUUGGGGAGAUGGGUUGCUGCCUUUUGUACCAGAAGAAGCAUGUGAACAGUUGUUUCCAGAGUCACCCCAUAUAGAGUGCAUUUCCUGCACAACCCCCCAUGUGCAUGUGCAUGCAGUCACUUUUGGCUCUGAGCUUUGAUACUCAUCUGCUCCUGUGUAGAAUCAGUACAGUGGUACUUCGGUUUUCGAACAUCUCCACUGAUGAACAUUUUGGUUUUCAAAUGCUGUAAACCCAGAAGUAAAUGCUUCGGUUUUCAAAUACGCCUUGGAAAUAAAACAUGCCAUGCAGCUUCCACUGAGUGCAAGAUCCUGAGGCCUAGCUGUCAGCCAUUGAGUUUUCAGUUUUCGAACGUUUCAGAACUCAAACGGUCUUCUGGAAUGGAUUACGUUCGAAAACCGAGGUAUCACUGUACUCAGAAAUUACUGCAACCUUCUAGUGCAAAAACAAGCAAACACAACACCCACUAAAGGUCUGGGGACUAAGGGCGUCUCUGAAGUGAAAUACUAGUCUUGUUUUACAGAACAGCUGAAACUAAGCCUGUUCUGUUUCUUGAUGAGUGUGUGGCAUUUGUUAGGGAAGCCUCCAGUGAACAUUUGGGAGCAAAGCUCGCUGAAUUGACUCUUGAAAUGCUUCUUUGUCAUGAGACCUAAUAUCCAUAUAAUCUAAUUUUUCUGCAUAGACGAGUUUUAUUUCCAAAGGCAGACCUAAACCUUUGGACCAUGUUUACUGUACCAGUCUGUCUUUAAGCUACUGAUGCAGUGAGAGUAAGCACAUGACAUUGUGAGGAAACAUCACAUGUUGGCACUAUUUACAGCACCUAGAGAAGUAUAAGGGUGCUUCUGAGUGUAACUGUUCUUACCUUGAGGUGCAUGCUUCUCUUUAUGUAGCAUUAAUUGUUCAUUGUGUUUUUUAAGUACUUGAGAAUGCAAUAUGUGGCUUCCAUUUCUUCUCCCCGCAACAAAAGGUGUUUUUUUUAUUUGUUUUUUUGUUAGAUUCAGCCAGAAGUUGUUCUGAUGGGAAAAACACAAAGGUGGGAGUUGGGAGGACUAUGCUAUGAUAGUUAACUUGGCUGAUUCUGGACAACCAAUCUGCAGUUCUGGACUCCUCAUUUCUAUACAGCUAUGGCUACACUGCCUUGUCUUAAUAUAAUUUUCAACCUCUUUGCUUUCAUUGAUUCUACUAGGCCUGAGAUGUGCACUUUGAGAGACUCCAAGGCUUCCUAGUAAGAUGUGUUAUUGCCCUCUUUUGUUAUGUUAUGUUAUUGCCCUCUUUUGGGAAAAGUUGGUUUUAGCAAAGUGGGCUGCCAGAAAGGGGGGAGGAGAGUCCAACCACCAACGUUGAGAGUCCAACCAAACCAGCUCCCCCAGCCCCCCAGGCCUUCCCCAUGAAGUUUUAUAGCAGCCAGUCAGGCCUUCCCCAUGAAGUUUUAUAGCAGCCCUCCAGUUCCUCGUGCCUCAGAGAAGGUGUCUGGGUUGCUACUUGCUUCUUGCCCCAUCCUUGAUGAAAGCCUGGCUGGCCACAGCAGAAGAGCUGGCUGUGCUCAGCUUGAGAUGGUGUCCGUUGCUGGAUUUUCAUCCCGUCUUGCUGCUGACCUCCUUCCCUAAAACCAACAUUUUCCAAAUGGGGAGAGAACAAAUUUUACAUCUUGCUAGUAAGGCUCAGGGUGUCUCAGAGUGCACAUCACUUUGAGAGACCGAGAAUCUUUCUAGUAAGAUGUAAAAUACAUUUUCUUCCUCAGUUGGAACAAGUUGGUUUUAACUUGCAAACAUCUUGUAUCUUCCCUUCAUCAACCCGUGACGAAAACUUCCCUGAGACAGAAUAUCUGAGUUACUUAAGAAAAGCAAUAUGCUUGUUAAAAGUUAAUACAGUACAGUAAUAGAGCAGGUCUCUAAUGAGAAUAUGUAUCUUCUAAGGGAGAAACAUUCUGAUUUUUCCAUCAUCAAUUUUAAUGUUAGACAUUUUGAAUAAACAGUGCUUGAAGAGAACAACUUGCUUGCACAAGGUGUCCCUAGGUACAUUUUUAGUCUUCCUCACAAAAUGUAAAUAAGGAAGCAGGGUUGUUAUUUUUAUAGGGGAUAUUUGUAUUUCCAGGAGUCUCGUGCCUUUAAAUCUAUUCAUAAAAUUAGUGUUUGUAGAAAAUUAGGCAUUCCCAGUAUUUCUUCUUACUAUGUGUGCAUAGAGGAAAUGGAUGGUGUACUUUUUGUAACCUUUCUGCAGACUUGUCAAUUGUAGGAUCAAUAUGUCUCCAAACUGUUUUUCUGCUUAAUUACAUUACCAUUCACAUUUUUGGCUAGAAUUUUCUAAUUAUAAGAAAUUGUAAGUACAUUAUUUUAGGGCCAAGACUAGAACAGUAAUUACAUGCUUAAUUCUAAUGUUAGUUUGAAAAUUGCUACGUGUAAAAUGAGCUCCCUGCUGGAGCUUCGGCUAAAUGUGCAAAGUGUAUUAACUAUUCUCUGCAUGCUUAAAGCAACACUGUAGGAUUCUAACCAUCAUAAAUCUAAUUAAUUAUAGAAACCUGUAUCAGGAAGUGAUGAGUAGACAAUAAAGAACCUUAUUUUGGACUCUCUAAUUAUCUGUGUGGUAUGUAGCUUACUUUUACAUUGGAAUUUAUAUACUUCCUGCUUAAAAUAGCUAUAUGCCCAGAAGGGGUAGAUUUUGUAUGUUGAAUAAAUUAUGCAAAUUUUCACUUUUUAUUUGCAUACUUCUGCCUUAGAAAUGAAGUAUGAUGUGCAGGUCAUUAAAGCACAAGUUACGGAUCACAAGGGAUGGAUGAAUCUGUCAGUUUUGGUUUCUCUCAGUUCCUCAUUUUUCCAACCUUCAGUUUGCUCCAUUUCCUCAUCAAUUUGCAACUUUUAAAAGUUGCACAAAAUUCAUAUGUACAUAUCUCCUAAUAUAUGAAUUUUUGGAUACAGUUUUGCCAAGCAUACACAUUUCUGUUAGCAUCUCCUCUGAUGUAGUGCAGUUUUUCCCAUUGUUUUCACUGAUAGGGAAUUAAAUGCAUUUUUUAUGGCUGGAGAACUGAAUCACAAAAUUCUAAGAAGUGCAAAUUUUGAAGAAUCCUCUGUGUUUUGGUUUGGGAAGGGUGAAUUGAUGAUACUAUGUAGGUAUGAAAAUGAAAACGGAAUCAAGUUCUCUUCCAUCUCAAAUGGUCACUGGGAGAUUUCCCAGUACUCCUGUGCUUCUAAGCCUCUUCGUAUCCUUCCCCCAAAAAAUGAAACCCGAGAUUCAAAGAAUGCUGAAUCCUGUUCCCAGUGCUAAAUUUCACAUUUACCCUCUGCUUGCUUUUACUGUAGUUGUUGGGUUGGUGCUUAAUUUUGUUUAAGGUAUCAGAGUCGGUCUUGUGCUAAUGGAUAACAGCAUAAGCCAGACUUUCUAGUGUAUAUGAAUUAUACUAGUUUUGUUGGUUUGCUCUUAGUUCUGAGAGUAAGAUGAAAUUAUUCUAGGAACCCCAGUAGGGGUUUUUCCAAGUACAGCAGGUACUGGUUGGGCAUGUGGAAUUGUCUGAUUAUCUUACUGGUGCAAAGAAAGUCAUAAGGGGUUAAAAUGUGGUUUGCUGUCUUCUGCAAGACAAACGCUUACUGUGGAAGAAUGCUUUUAUCCAGCAAACAGGAAACAGGAAAGGAACAGCCUACUGCAGGUCAGAGGGGAGCAGGUUCAGAAAGCUGAACUGGGGGAAGUGGGGGCCCAUUGAGAGGCUGCUGUGAAGGUAUCGGCAGGACUGGAAGUACUUGGUUGACCUGUUGACUUCCUGCAAGACAUAUGGAGCCAAAACAGUAAUGAAGGGGGGAAGGAAGUAGUACAACCACAGCACAGGGGAGGGAGAGAGCCGAGGACAAUAUCCGUUCAGUGUCUUCAAAAUUGGAUCUUGCAUGGCUUGUCUAAUUUUUAAAUCUGUUAUCUGAUUGAACUACUUUGGCUACAAGAGGUUGUGGAUGCUUUAUGUUUAGUGAAACUGGAAACUGUAAAGCUGGAGUGGAAAGGUGAUCCUAUCUCCAGUUUCUUAAGUUCUGAUAAAACUCACUUAAUAGUAGGAUUGAAUUAAAAGGACUUGUCCCAUCGCUAAGCAAUUAAUUUUUCAACAGCUAUAUCAGCGUUCAAAGUGAUUGCCUGUUCAGGAAGUAUUGGUUUUGCUCUCAAUUCUUUAUUUGCUUUUAGCAAGGUUAUCACUUAGCCAAAUCUGAUUGGCUGCAUAGUGACAUGACACGAUCCCUGAUUGGCUGGGGUUGCCCGUGUGACUGAUCCCAGAAGAGGAUGUAGUAAUAAGAAAAUGGAGAAUUGUACAGAAGCAAAAAGCAGAUGGGAGAAAUAAUAUUGGUGCACAGGUUUGUAAAAAGGGAAACUAACUUACAAUUAACACUUCUUUCAGGAAGGACUUCUGUCCCCUGAAAGCACUGCUUUUAACCUGACAAUGGAAAUGAAACAGAAAAACAUUUGACACAGCCCUGUGUUAUAGUAGAUUUAAAUACAGAGGCUCUUGUUAAAUGCUGGUAAACGCCAAUAUAUGCUAAAGAACGGCUGUUUCUGGGCUACAGCUGUGGCCACAACAUCCAACACACCAUUAAUUCUAGACAAAUGUUUCUUAGUAGAAUAUGCAUGAUGAUGCCUGGCAUGUGCUGAGCGCUUCUUCCAUAUGCUGUUGCAUCUGAUGCCUUUGCAAGCAGGAUUUUCCUUAAAAACAUCUUUACAAAUUAAAUGCUGCCACAAACUUGUUGCUGCUGCUGUCAUUAUGGUGUCUGAUGCCAGAUCAGUUGUUGUUCUUUCUUUUCUUUUCCAGAAACUAAAGUAACAAUCUUAAGUCAGACCCUCUGAUUAAUCAGGCCAAAUUUGAUAUUGUUUCAAAGUGAGGAAAUUCCAUUAGAGUGUUGUUGGUGGUGGUGGUAGUAGUAGUAACAACUUUCAGGAUAGAAAUGUAGCAUAUGGACCUAAACAGUAUAAUGCAUUAUUAAACAUACAGUAAGAGCAAGUUUAGUAAAUAAUAACUAGUAACUAGUAAGCAGGCACAUUUGUAAAGCUUCAUUCAUGGGACGGUGUCUAACUAAAAUGGCAGCUGUGAGUCACUUGGGAGAGUUGGGAACUUCUGCUUUCAGUGGUCUUCCACACAUUGUGCCAGAUCUACCCAAAAUUGCAAGAUAAGACUUGAGUAACCAGAUGCUUCUAGUGUUUACUAGCAAGUCUAUGUUCCCACCACCAUGCUACCAUUUUGGAUGACUGUUGCUUAAUCUCCUCUAAGUGAAACAGAAGUGGUUUUAAUGGGUGCUUUUCAGGAGCAAGUGCUGGCCUGAAGUUUCUGUGUCCUUCCUGUGUAUCACCUGACGGCUUGAAGGAGAGCAAAUUGUGUUUACCUUGUUAACCGACUUUCAGGUGUAAAAUUAAACGAUGUGGGUUUUUGUUUUCUUUCAAGCGUACUAUAUUCCCAGUUAAGCCACAGCUCUCGUUCAUUGCCAGGUGGAUUCUGGAUCUCAAGCCCUGAAUGGUUCCCUUUGCAAAUGUGUUCAUGCCCUGCCUGCCAACCACAGGCACAUAAAAUAGUCAUUCAGGGUUUUAGCUUUCCCUCAGGCUUGUGAACGUUGUAAUUUUAUGUCCUCGUUUAUACUUGCAAAUAGUCUUUAAAUUUAUGCUGCUUAAGCACCUGAGAGCAGCUGUUAAAAAGUUAGCUCGGCUAAUUGUGUUGCUCAGUUAUAACUUCAGUUUUCUGGAAAAACAUUUUCCAUCGGCAAAGUCCAGUGAGGCAAGAGAUCACGUUUCCUAUUCAGACUUUAAAGAAGCUGCCAGUUGGAUAUGUAUGACUUUGCAAAGCUGUUGUGUUUGAGUAUUUAAAAUAAAGUUGUGGUGCUCCUGCGGCGUCUUGUUAGUUUAUUACCUUGAGCCCACCUAUGCAGUGCUCUUUCCUAAUCCUAAUGCAAGGCAGUAUUAGCCUGAGAUGCUGAAUAAUCUUUGUGUCUGUGGGUUCUUUGAGACAUGUGAUCCUUUGAGUAUUUUAAACAGCCGUCCUCAAAAGUAUCUACUCAGGAGAGUUCAAGCUAAAAUCAUGCUUACCUCCUUUUCAUUUUAAAAUGAGAGCUGUUCUAGCUAUUCUAAUGAAAAACUAAUGGGGAGCAUGUUCAGCACAGCCACAAUAGUUGACUUGUCCUUGAGUGCACAUUCUCACUUGAGCAAGAUAUGGAGGGGAGGGGGACCUGUCAUUUUCCCUGUAAUGACUCAAAUGAGUGUCAUUCUAAAGGAAGCUAAAAAGAUGCUAAAAAUAGGAGGGUGGCUAUCCCAUUCACUCCAGUAUUGUAUUCUCAGCCCAAGAAAUGGAUGGGCAGACAUAGUGCACACAGCUGUCAUGUUAGAGCACAUUUUGAUGUGGUGAGGGUUAGUGCAUUGAUCCAGUCAAGAUGUGCACAAAUGAGGCUGGUGAAGAGAGGCCUGAGUUCCAGUGGUUCAUGAGCCCUUAGAAAAGGUUUCCUCCUCACUUAAUUCCACGCUUGAACCAAGGGUCUUGACUCUGUUGUCACAAGCUUCAGUUCAUCUGGAAAAUCUGCCAGUGUACCUGUCUCAAGAAUUCCAGUACAGCCCAAUCUUAAAAAUCUGGAUUUGACUAGUUUUUGUAAGGAAAGAAAUCAGUGGGGAGCUGCCUGAUGCUGCAAAUGGUUGGCUUUUGUACUAUUUUUAAGUGAUUGCUCUUGUCUCCUUGUUUUGUUAGCCACCUGGGGUGUCUCUUUAUUUAAGGUGUAACACCAACAUAGAAAUGUUUAGAGCAGCAUAAAUUAAAGGUGAAUAGUUGAGAAUGAAGUACUCGUUUGUACUUUUGUUAAGAAAUUGGGCUUGGCUUCGUUAACUUCUUCUAGCAUGCUCAAUAGAUUAACUGAACACUGCUAACAUAAUCAACGCAUACUACCAGGAUCUGCCAAGAUGAACAAGUUUGGAAUAGGCUGACCUCAGGCUGGGCUUAGCUGGUGCUACACUGGUGUAACUCCCUUAAUCUGGCACUGCAGUACAUAUUCCAGCAAAAUUCCCUCAGCCUGACUGAGACAGGGCUAUGCUGGCUCAGCCAGGGCUCAGCCAGUGGAACUUAAGCUAGCAGAGUUUACACUGGUGUAAGUCCCUCAAAAGGGGCUUUCCUGCGGUGUGGCAGGGAUGGAGCAAGGAGAGACUUGCACCUAUUCUAAACUUUUUUCAGCUCAGUUACGUAAUGUGGCAACCUGGCAGAACCUAUGCGGGCGAAAAGAGUGUUGUAAGUGAAACUUUAUUUUAAGGGCCUGUUUCCUCUUUUCUUGGUUUGGGCCAUCUCAGCCGGCAGCCAGGAGCCUCCUGAACAGAAUUUGGAAUAGGCUUAAUUUAUGCCAGCUUCCUAUAUUUAGGAUUGCUUUGUAAGGUCGCUUAUGGUUGCUCUUGUUUUGUAACAUUCACAAACACCUUCUUGUUUGGAGGAAGUGAGUAGUGAUCGGCAUUUUUAAAAAUUGCAGAUUUAGAGAGUGGGAACUCUCUCUUGCAAAGCUGCACAUCUGGAAAAUAGUCGUAAACAGCAUCAGUUUUUGUGUGUGUAAUCCUUGAAAGAACAUAGUAGGUGUUUUAAAAACAACCACCACCAAAAAAGUAUUAGGUGAAUAAUGACAACGGGUGCAAAUUUAGGAGUUACACAGUACAAGUUUGAGCCCUGCCCCCCCCUUAUAAAAGAAGAAUAUACAUUCCUAGCAGCCCAUGUAGCACUAAUCGGUUAAAAACACAGUGCAACUUAGUUGACCUUGUCUCACUUUUUAAUACAGAAAAAGAUAACGAAAGAGUUAACGGCUUUAAGAAAAAAACUGUCUCAUAUGAUUAGAAGUGAGCUGAAGUCUGGUGUAACAGAUUAGGCAUGUUGGGGAGGGAAAGACCCCUUCUGCUGCACUGAAGAUCAGUGAUAGACACGGGGCAGUGGCAAUGUCCCUUCAGCUGCUGCUGACUCCAGUUGUCUUCCUAUCGUUGUUCCAUUUUAAAAAGUGGGAACUCUCCUUAAAUUUGCAAGGACCAGUCUUUGCAUAUUGCAGUUUUCUGUGUGUUUUAAACAUUGCAAAGGGAAGCAAGCCUCAUGUUUCUCUGGGGCAUUUUAGUUUUAUUUUUCGUUAGAAAAACUGCCUGGUGUAAAAAAAAUAAAAACCUUGGCCAUGAACCAAGACUUCCCUCUUUGAGCCCUUAAUUUUAUUGUAAAGAUUUAUUUUAUAUAUGCAGUUUCAAACUAUGAAAGCCAUUUUUAAAAGUGUAUAUGCAGAAGGGAACAGUUGCAUUGUGCUCUUUGAGGGACAAAUUUUUGUGUUCAGGUAUCAAGGCAGGAAUUUAGAACUUGGUGAGAAUUUACUUGUAAAGGAGUCAGCUGGCAAAAUUCUGGUCCUGGCUGCAACAUGAAGGGAAUACAUUGUGGACCCUACGUGCCAAUCCAUUCAUUCCCCUUGCUUCUGAUUCUGCCAGCCUCUUUCUCUCACCUCAGAUGCCCUUGUCCCCCCCCCCUUUCACCACCUUCAGAUUUGGGGAUCACAAGGUGCUUUCUCUAUAAAAACUUCCUCUUGUGAAAUCUUUAACUGAUCCAGGUUAACGGAAAAUGGAACAGAAAGGUAACCAAAAAAACAACAAUGAAGCACUGAGCAAGGGCUUGUGAAUUCUAGCUUGGUAAUAAACCUCCUGUGUAGCUUAAAUCAUUCUCACCUUUCCAUUGCAUAUCUAAAAGUAGAUAACAUACUUUUCUGCAAGGGACUUGAGAGGUAAAUCUAAGCUUCACAACUGCUGUGCAGUGUACUGCAACAAAUGUAUCAUUGUUGGAAGAAGCAUUCCAAAAUGUGACUCAAUAAUCCGGCUUUCUGCUCCUUUUUCUACCCCCCAUCUGGCUGUUUGUUUCACGUUUCAAGACAGAUCUGUGUUUGUGAUCCUGCAGGCGCAACCUUACAAAACUGUCCCUGAUCUUCAGCCAUAUGCUAGCAGAACUGAAAGGCAUUUUCCCAAGUGGACUCUUCCAGGGAGACACAUUCCGGAUCACAAAGGCAGAUGCAGCAGAGUUCUGGAGAAAAGCUUUUGGGGAAAAGUAAGUACUCUUUCCAGUAUAAGUUUCUGCUUUGGCUCCAGCAAAUCUGUUGGCGAAUGUGGAGCAGCUGCAAAAAACACCUUUCUGUUGGUGUUGGCAUCUGUAAACAGCAUAGGAUGGAACUGCGAGGGGGAGCCCACACAGGAGGUUGCAUGGGAGUGGCUAUCAAUCCUUGCCUUCAGGGAUCUUUCUGCCAGAAACAGAUGGAACGACCUGAACUUCUCCUAACUCCCACUGUGGCCACCAUCCACUCACAGGGUCACUACCCGAGAGUUUGUUUCAGCCUUACUGUGUCAUUGGCAUGUUGGUCCUGGCUCUUAUGCAGUGCUGCAUUGAUGUUAGGGUGACUUUUAAUGGAACAGAAGACAAUGAUGAAUAGUCGCAAAAUAGGCCCAUCACUCAAAUGAUCCAGGCAUUGCAUCACUUCCUACUAGUUCUGUGAGACACAGUACCACUGGAUUAGUCUUUUUGUAUCUGCUUUAGGCAGAAUGGGAAUUAACAUGCCCCUUGGAUACAGGGAUGGAGACUGUCAUAACUCUAGAUGGUUGUCUGCAGAGAUUAAUUUAAGUGUCAUUGGAUGGGGGGGGAGGCGGGGCCACACAUUCAUUUCUAAUAGAUUGUCUGUUUAUGAAAUAUGCAUUGCCAGUCUCCUGAAAGGUACUUGGAAAGUGCUGGUUAGCAAGAUGCUCACUCAUAGAUUGGCUUCCCUCUUUCCUCCCCGCAGUUAACUUGCCACUAACUUAACAUCUGAAAGCCGCUAAUUAAACUGGUUUACAUGAGAGACCUUGUUUAGAGAGAGAUUGUGUCGCAUCUUUUUCUCUUGCAACUACACAAAUAUAAGUGCUUCAGUCGUCACUUCCAUCAGUUAACUGAACAGAUUCAAAAUUAGAAAUGAUGCUGUCCAUUUGUCCUUUAGCGUGAAUCAUUUCUCUUACGCAAAAUGUCUUGUUCUUGGCAUCCUGUUGUGUGCGUUUCACAUUCCUCCCUUCCGCUGUGGCUGUGAAUCUAUAUGCAUAUGGAGUUAGGGAGUUUCUGAGAUCUUCUUUUUCUCCCACUUCCAGGACCAUUGUUCCAUGGAAGACCUUCCGUCAGGCCUUACAUGAAGUGCAUCCUAUAAGUUCAGGGCUAGAGGCAAUGGCACUGAAAUCUACUAUUGAUUUGACAUGCAAUGAUUACAUUUCAGUGUUUGAAUUUGAUAUCUUUACCCGCCUCUUUCAGGUAAGUAAAACAAAAGGGAAUGGCUUUCUUAAACCCAGGUGAAGCUUCGCAAUUGACAAGCUUCCCUUGGUCUAUAGUAUGCUUAUGGUGUUGUUAUCUCUUGUGUUAGUGGUGAGCUAGAUCUGUUGACCUGCCGUCGCCAUUUCUGACUUCUGGAAAAAGGAGGAUCAUUUUUGGCACAGGGGGACUGUUCAUUGCAGCAACUUUGACAGGAAAGCUCCCUUGCAUCAGCUGACUUUGUUCUGUGUCAGUACAGAAGGUUGGGAUUCAUUGAGAAUUCAAAUCAUAGUUUAAUCACUCACUUCAUAUUAAGCUUCAUUAGCUUCCAGCUUCUGAUUGGAAUAUUAAGCAGCCCAUUCUGCAGGAUGGUUGAUCAGAUAACUGAGAGCAGGAUUGUAACAUUCAUCUUGCGGAAUCCUACAAAAUUGUGUGCCACAGUUUUAAAUCCACUGGAUGCUUACUUGGGAGUAAGUCCCAUUGAACAUAAGUUAUACCCAGCCAGAUGAGUGGUUAACAAUAGCAAUAACAAUAGUUAUUAUUUAAUAAACCUGGGUAAUCUGGCUGCCUGAGAAAUAGCAGAAGAGGCCUGGUCUGAUUGAGCAAAGUGUUUAUGUUUAUCUUGGGUUGGAAGUGGGGUGUGUGUGUGGAAUUGGACGACCGAUUUUCCUAUUGAAAUGGCAAAGCUGUUUUGUUGGCAUUCUUCUCCUUCAGCCAUGGUCAUCUUUGCUCAGGAACUGGAAUAGCCUUGCAGUGACUCACCCUGGUUACAUGGCAUUCCUGACGUAUGAUGAGGUCAAAGCACGGCUUCAGAAGUUCAUCCACAAACCCGGCAGGUGAGUUCUUGAAGGCAGCAUCCCUUUCUGAAGCCUCUUGUUAUCCUACUGUCUACUGCACACUGCACUCUUGUCAAAGGAAGUUUGACAUGACUCAAGGCCGCUGGAAGGCACUGUGGCAUUGCUGCCAGAGAUCUAAGCUUAAGGCAAGACAUAAAGGGUUUUAGCAUUAACCCAUUGGUCUCCCUAAACUUCAGCAGUAAAAAUAAUAGGGCUGCAGAGCAGGUUGUUUUAAAAGGUGUGGGGAAAGCUCUUCAUUUUUGAGAAAUAAGGACAGGGUUUAAGGUCUGUCACUGAUGGCGUGGGUAGUUUUACAAAUAACAGGUUGCGUGUGUGUGUGUGUGUGUGUGUGUGUGUGUGUGUGUGGAGUGCUCUCCACCUUGAGUAACAAAUCCCAAAGCUCAUUUAGGGCAGAGAUGUACCGCCAAGUCAUCACUUCUGUGUUGUGUAGUCCAAAGCAAAAUCCAGCGCUUGCAAGUCUCUUCAAGUCUCUACUCCACCUCUCUUGUCGGCAAGCCAGGGGUGGGUGAAGGAGUUGUGCAGGAAGUGUCUAACCUCCUGGAAGUCCGGAAAAAUAUCCCGAGCCCACGUGGUAGCUUUGGACCUGGCCAAGGGACUAGAACACACUGGCUGCAAGUCUUGACGUGCUCUUCAGGCCUAAAAUCCUGCAAAUAUAUCUCUUCCUGGGAAAGAGAUUAUUGCUUUACAUUGCCGAAGAGCUGCCUUCUAGGUAUUUCCUUCAGAAAUGGAAAGCUGCUAUAUAAUGUAAAACUAAUUUACUGCCUCUAGGAAGUCAGGAGCAUCCUUGCAAGUAAAAAGGCUCAAUUUCAUGUUGAAAGAGGAUUUGAAUCCUUUCUGUCUGGCUGUAGGGUUCUGCCUUUGAUCUGCAGGCGAAACUGUUUCAGCCGUUCCGUCUGAAAGAAAGAGCUCUGUCCAGCUAGCAAGUUUAUCCUGCCCUCAAGUCUGUGUGUUCCUUUUAUUUUCAGUUACAUUUUCCGUCUGAGCUGCACGCGGCUUGGCCAGUGGGCCAUUGGUUAUGUCACUGCAGAUGGAAAUAUUCUCCAGACAAUCCCCCACAACAAACCCCUUUUUCAAGCACUGAUCGAUGGUUUCAGGGAAGGCUUGUAAGUAACUCAUCAGUGUAGUUUGUCAUGACUCCUGCCCGUUUCUGUUAGUGUGUCUGUAGGAUGAUGCCCUUCAGAUGCAGGUUUUACCUCCUUGGCUCCUGCCCCUGGAAGGCAGAUGGAAACAGCUGCAUUCAUUAUGCUGGGACCUGGCAAAGGUGUAGUACUUUUGAAACGUCAAGCAGUGAUAACUCCAUUCUCUAUGAUUUUUUUAAGGCAUUUUCCCAUUCUGUUGACCAUGUAACUGCACAACCUUUAGGCUUAUACAUUCACAGUUUUCACAAACACAUGCUUAAUUCUCAGAUUUUGGAAUGGGCUCUGAAUUUGAGAUUAUUUUUGCAGUCCUAAAAUGUUUGUCAGUUUCGCCUUUCAGCUUUUAGGCUCUUCAGUUGGAUAUUGUGCUCAGAGCACAAAGAGCACAACUGUGAUGCAGUUGUGGCCUUGCCCAGUUGUUCGGCCAAGGUGUUGUGGCAAGAGUGACUAGGCGAGGAAGUUGAAGUUAAGAGCACAUGUCAUUUAUCAUCACCUUUGUUUUAGCACAUAUGGCAACCAGAAAACAAGCUUUUUAAAAAAGCAUUCUUCAUUUUAUAGGUGCUUGCCUUUAAGACAAUUAUUCAUCAAAAUCACCCCCCGCUGCCUAAAGCAUUAUAUUUCCCAACUGAGGGAGUUUCCUGAAUAGUGCCACAUUCAUCUGGUUGUACUGUAGACUUUUUAUUUCUAUUGAACCAAACAAUGUUCUGCUCUGUAGUUACUUAUAUCCUGAUGGACGGAAUCAGAAUCCUGACCUGACCGGUUUGUGUGAGCCCACACCCCAGGAUCACAUUAAAGUUACGCAGGUGAGCAGAGACUGCCACAACUUUAUUCCUUUCUUUCCUUACAUGUUGGCCAGCAGCAUUACAGUGUUCCUGUUGCAAACAAGCUUGGAAGACUUAUUUUUGGCCUUGUAAACAAAUUCAGAGCUCAGCUUUGGGAGGAAAGACCAUUAAAUCUCAAUUGGAUCCCAGGGCAGUCAGGAAUAUGGUUGAGAGUGGAGAGCUUGCAAUGUUAAUUUUUUUCUUCUUAUCCAAGGGCACCACUCUGGAAACCUUUGUACUUAAGGGGUGGGGUAGUAUAAUCGGGCCAAUUCCAUUUUGGUGACAUUUGACUGCCACCUCUUUGGAGGAGAAAAUAUGUGGCCAUAGGUGAGGCCUUUUUUUGUUUUGUUUUAAAGAGCAUGCCUUAAAUUUUUCAUUGCCAGCACUGGGAUUUUGAAAGUCAUCUAGGUGAUGCUCUUGGUUAUAGUAAAGAACACAAAUGUUACCACCUCGUACAUUUGGGUUAUCUGGCAGUUAUUACAAGGAGCGGCAUUAUUAAACCCUCUCACAUGUUUUUUCCCCUCUUGCUCUUAGGAACAGUAUGAAUUGUACUGUGAGAUGGGCUCCACCUUUCAACUCUGUAAAAUUUGUGCAGAAAAUGACAAGGAUGUGAAGAUAGAACCCUGUGGCCACCUCAUGUGCACUUCCUGCCUCACUUCCUGGCAGGUAAGGAAUUUGCUUCCUUUCAAAGCAGGCCUUGGCCCUCCGCAGCUUUCAUGCCAUGAUGACCUGCCUAUGCUUAUGUUGUGUACUGAUGAAGCAGAUACUGGCAAGUCUACAAAAGGUGUCUCUGUGGGGGUUGGGAGUUGUCUUUAGGCCAUGUGGUCUUCAAUGCAAAUAAGCAGUUAUGCACAGGAAGAGCCUGGUGGCUGGAUCAGGCCAAUGGCCUAUCUAGUUCACAUUCCUGUUCUUACCGUGGCCAACUAAGGUACCUAGAAGAAACCUGAAUGCCAGACCUGAGCACAACCACAUCACUCUCCCAGUUUGCAAUUCCCAGCAACUGGCAUUCAGAGCUGUACUGGGUUGUAGCCAACCCAGUUAAGUUAAUGGAUUAAGUUAGGCCCAUUAAUUUUAAAGCAUCUACUCUGAGGAGGACCAGCACUCCCAACAGUGGAAGUAGAACAUGGCCAUUGUGUUUAGUAACCACUGAUAGCCUUAUCUUCCAUGAAGUUGUCUAAUCCUCUUUGAAAACUAUCCACAUUGAUGGCCGUCCCUGCCUCUCACAGGAAUGAAUUUUAUCGUUCAACUUUGCACUGUACAAAGAGGUACUUUCUUUUGUCUCUCCCGAUGUUCAGUUUCCUUCAAUGUCUACAAGUUCUGUUCUAAAGAGAGAGAGAGAGAGUGAAACACUUUCCUUGACUCACUUUUUUAUGACAUUGACAAAGAAUAGUUCUAGCAGAAAUGCUGCAGUUGUGGGGCACCUUGAUUUUCCUUUUCUUUCCUCUAGCUGUCAUUAGUAUGUUCUUACUGACAAGGUUUCUUCUUACCAUGGGUACACCAUUAUCUGUAGGCUGCCUCGAGGCCUGUCAGAGAAAAAGGCAGGGUAUAAAUAAAUAUAACAACAACAACAAACUUACAGCUGAUCAUCUCUCCUUCUCUUUUUCUGCAGGAAUCAGAAGGCCAGGGUUGUCCGUUCUGCCGAUGUGAAAUUAAAGGCACAGAGCCCAUUGUCGUGGACCCGUUUGAUCCCAGAGGAGGGGGAGGGCUCCUGCGGCAAGGGGCCGAGGGGGCUCCCUCCCCAAACUAUGAUGACGAUGAUGAUGACAGGGCUGAUGAAUCACUCUUCCUGAUGAAGGAACUGGCUGGCGCAAAGGUAAUUUUAUUUUAUUUAGAUCCUUCUUGUCUUCAGCUCAAGGUGGUAUCGCAUGUAGCUCCCAUGAGGUCUCCUAUCUAGGCAUUGACUCACCCCAGACCUGCUUGCUUUCAGCAAGGUCGCAGCCGCCUCUGCCUUCAGAUCAUGCCCUGGGACCUGACUCCCUCCCAGUAUGAGCUGUGUGUGCUGAUCUUGCCUAACAUCUCACUUGUCCUUUUGGGUGGCUUAAGACUUCCUGGAUUCAAAUGCAAGUCAUAGAUCCAGUGGUGGUGCUCUGGUGAUGGUGUGAUUUCCUUAAUCCUCUGGAGCAGAUUUUGGAGGGGCAGGGGGUUGCAAGGGGGAGAAGGAAUCACCAAAUUUGCUUCCUUCCUCACUUUGUAGAAAGAAACAACUGAGUGAGAAACUUUGGCUACAAACCACUUCCAGGAGAUCUCUUUAACACACACACACACACACACACACACGUGGAUCUGCAACAAAAUGUUACGGUGUGGAGCUUUCCUGUUCAAGAUGCCUGCGUGCCAGCCAUGCCCAUUCUACUACACAGCAUUCCGUUCUGAUUGUCCCCUUUCAGCAGUUACUUGGAGCAUGCAUUGCACCCAGCGUGUUUUGGUCCUCAUGAGGCUGUUUUUUUCAUACCAUCAUAGAAUUGUGGAGUUGGAAGAGGCCUCACAAGUCGUCUAGUCCAACUGCCUGCAAUGGAGAAAUCAUAGCUAAAGAAUCCUUGCCAAAUGGCCAUCCAACCUCUGCUUAAAAACUUCCAAUGAAACAAGAGCCCAUUGCCUUCCGACGGAGACCAUCCCACAGUUGAACAGCUCUUACUGUCGGAAAGUUUUCCCAGAUGUUUGAUUGGAAUCUUCUUUCUUGUUAUUUGCAUCCAUUGGUUUGGUCCUGGCCUCUGGAACAGCAGAAAACAAGCUUGCUCCAUCCCUCAUGUGACAGCCCUUCAGAUAUUUGAAGAUAGCUUAUCAUAUCACCUCUCCAGUUUAAAUAUACCCAGCUCCUUCAAGCGUUCCUUAUAAGGCUUGGUUUGCAGACCCUUGAUCAUCUUGGUCACCCUCCUCUGCAUACCUUUCCGUUUGUCAGUAUCCUCCUUCAACUGUGGUGCCCAGAACUAGACGCAGUAUACUCCCGGUGGUAUCUGACUCAGGCACAAUAGAGUGAUAUCAGUACUUCCUUUGAUCUGGACACGAUACUUCUGUUGCAGUACAGAACAUUAGGGUUUUUUGGCUGCUGCAUCACAUGGUUGACUCACAUUAAGUUUGGGGUUACUGAGACCCCUAGAUCCUUUUCACAGGUACUGCUGCCGUCAGUUGUCCCCUAUCCUGCAUCUGGCUUUUCUGGCCUAAGUGUAGAGCCUUACAUUUGUCGCUGUUGAAAUUUGUUUUGUUAGUUUUGGCCCAGUUCUUCAAUCUGUUAAGGUAAUAUUGAAUCAAUCUUCUGAGGUAUUGGCUACCUCUCCCUCAAUUCUUUCACCCAAGUCUUUUAUAAAGGUGUUGAACAACAGAACCUUGCAGCACCCCACUUGCCCCAGUUUUCCAGAAUGGCAAGGAACCAUUAGUGAGCACUCUUUGGGUUUAGUCAGUCAACCUGCUACAAAUCCACCUAACAGUAACAUCAUCUAGCCCGCAUUUUACAAGCUUCUCUGCAAGAAUAUCAUGGGGGACUUUGAAAGCCUUGUACAUGAACUCAAGCUAUGUACAUCCACAGCAUUUCCCUGAUCCACCAAGCUUCUAACUCUCUCUGUCAGAAAAAAGAAAAAAAAGAAGAUUAAUAAGAUACAGUGGUACCUCAGAACUCGAACAUAAUCCGUUCCAGAAGACUGUUCAACUUCUGAAACGUUCAAGUUCUAAGGCACUGCUUCCGAUUGGCCGACAGCUAGGUUUUUGCACAGUGGAAGUCGCGUUGGAUGUCCAUGUUCCAAGGAACAUUCUAAAACCAGAGCACUUCUGGGUUUUCGGCGUUUGGGAGCCAAAAUGUUUGAGAACGGAGCCAUUCGAGUUCUGAGGUACCACUGUAAUAGGAAUAGUUUGUCUUCUUCCUUUUAGCAGCCUUUUGCAUUGCUCUGUUUUGUAAUUCCACGGUUCUCCCAAGCCCAGUGAUUCUCUCGCACAUGGAUCAAGCUGCUUUUGGCUGUAAAUGGAUCCAUACCUGGAGAAGGUGCUUCUUAACCUUGGCCUACCUUAAAGCAAUUUUAUAAUUGCAUAUAGACUUCUGGCAUUUGGUUUGACUUGUAUGUGAACCAUGUUGUUCCUUGUUUUGAGCACAUAUUCAUGGCAAGAGACCAUUUACACAAGUAUUUCCUAUUUCUGUGUCAGCUGGGCCUGUGCUCAUGAUGACAGAGCACGCCAUCUAGUGGCUAAAUAAAAAAAAAUAGCCAGGUUGAAAAUCCAGUGCCUGUUGUUUGGUUAUUUAAUUUCUAUACCACUUAAUAUAUUGAAAGCCUCUCUAAGCAGUGUACAGGAAACCGAAGCAACCACAGAUGAAUAAAAUAUUACAAAAAUGCACGGUUACAAAUAAAAAUGUUACGCUGAUGCAAUGUUACCAAUAUAUAAGAAUCUGCACAAAUUCAUUUUCCUUCUGAUACACCUCCCACUCAGCUUCCAGGUUCUCACCCAGGGUCCAAGCAAACUCUCAGCUCACCCCCCCAAAAAAAAAUCCCACAAUGAGAAGAGUUCCUGGAAACAGUGGACAUCACCCUUGCCUCUCAUUCUACAGUAGAUGUGCUUUUCAUGGGCAGCCCAAGGUGGGCAUGCAGUGUGGUGUGCAGACUUGUUGGUGACAAGUCUAUAUUCAGAGCAUGUUCCUUUAGAAAUGAAGUAUCAGGGCUGUGGAGAAAAUUUGGCGUAUCUCUAUAUGCCCAGCACUGUGUUCAAGGUAAAUUGCUAGCUCACAGCCUCAGGCAGUGGGAACUUUGUUAUUAACACACACACACACACACACACACACCCCAACACCUUUAACCAGGGCUUCCUUUGAAAUAUUUGCAGGUAGAACGCCCUCCUUCUCCAUUUUCAAUGGCUCCUCAGGCAUCGCUCCCCCCAGUACCUCCCCGAUUAGACCUUCUGCAGCAACGAGUGUCCAAUCCAUCAGGAGCUUCUAGUCCAGGGACCACCUGUAAGGUACAAUCUCCACCUGUCUUCUUUUGUAGUGGUGAAAGUAGGAAUGACACCUUCCUCUUUCCGAAUGGGGUAAUCUUCCUUUUAUCCGGGGAGAUCUGUGUGGAAGCUGUCUCGUGUGUUUCAUUAUUUUGCUAUCUGGACCAUCUCUUCCUUGGGUGCAAACCAGGGUACGCAUUGGCUUGCCAUCUUGACUGGUGUUUGACACUCCUGGCCACCGUACUGAUGGAUAUCGUGUUACUCAGCACAACCAUUUAGUGGUGCUUGCCCUCAGGACAUGCCUCAGUUUCUUGUUACCCUGCAGUUGCUACCGGGAUCAAGUUUUUGUGGGACACCAGGAUUCUGAUUGCAAGCUUAGACUUCACUUGCCAGCUUUUCCCAUCUUACUUACUGGUCUUUGUUUCUCCUAGGCUGCACCCGGCUCCCUCCACAAGGACAAACCUUUGCCGAUCCCUCCGACGCAUCGAGAUCUCCCCCCUCCGCCACCUCCGGACAGGCCGCAUUCCCUUGGGCCCGAGAGUCGGUCUCAGAGGCGGCCUCUGCCCUGCACUCCAGGAGAUUGUCCUACCAGGGACAAGUUACCCCCUGUGCCUUGUAACCGCCAGGGGGACCUCUGGUCGUUGCGGCCGAUUCCGAAAGCUCCAGCUGUAGCCCUAAGCCCCAACGAGCCUUGGGCGAGUCGGGAGUUGACGAACCGGCACUCGCUUCCAUUCUCGCUGCCUUCUCAGAUGGAUUCCAGAGCUGACACUCACAGGCUCGGGAGCACUCUCAGCCUGGACACCCCGGCAGUAAGUGCAUCUCAGGCCAGCGGCCGUGUUAGUUUUUCACACUCAUACGCCCUGCGUGGAAAAUUGCUGCUCUGUAUUAUUCAGACGCGGGUGGCGCUAUGGUCUAAACCACAGAGCCUAGGGCUUGCCGACUGGAAGGUCAGCAGUUCAAAUCCCUGCAAUGGGGUGAGCUCCCAUUGCUUGGUCCCUGCUCCUGCCCACCUAGCAGUUCAAAAGCACGUCAAAGUGCAAGUAGAUAAAUAGGUACUGCUCCAGUGGGAAGGUAAACGGCGUUUCCGUGCACUGCUCUGGUUCACCAGAAGUGGCUUUGUCAUGCUGGCCACAUGACCCGGAAGCUGUCUGCGGACAAACACCGGCUCCCUCGGCCUAUAGAGUGAGAUGAGCGCACAACCCCAGAGUCGUCCGCGACUGGACCUAAUGGUCAGGGUUUCCUUUACCUUUCUUAUUCAUUAAGUGUUAGAUCAAAGAUUUUGGAGGAGGAAAUCCAGCUCCUUCCGGCUGACCCUGACCUAGUGAGAUCUCACAGAACAAUGUUUGCCUGUGAGUUGGUUCAUAAACUUAGCUGGAACUCCUCUGGAGGGUGUGGGGGGGUGAAUCAGUAUCAGUUUUAUGCCUUCCCCAGCAUGUGUGCAGCAUAACCAGCAGAGAUGUAGGCUGUAGACACUGACAUCUCUGGCAGUUGCACUUGAGUUCUUGGAGUGGGCUAGGAAGCAGUGUGCAGAAUACUUGUCCACUGAAACUACAGGUACACACACACCCAACAAUGACUACUUGGAGCACUACGCAAGAAUAAUAUUUUAGCCACUAAGCCAACUGUUUCUGGUUUGUCCAGAACAUCCCUACUGGACUCAGGGAACUGUUUUUUAUAAUCUCACUGAACCAGCUUCCUAACACUGUAUGCUUUACCCAUAAUAGCAAGCAGCCCAUAAUAGCAAGCAAGGAAAAAAAGCUUGGGUUUUUUUUUUACCCCUUGCCCUGCUUGCUUGGUCAUAUUUUUUUUCCAAGCAAGUUUCCAGACAGUAGCUGUUUCGAAAUUGCAAAGCAAGUCUUUCUGACAUACGGCCCUUUAGAUUGGGUAACAAGCAACCCCUAGGAAUUCCUUCUCACCGUGAAAAGGUAAACGUGGGCUGCGUGGGGAUGUCUCCCUUUUCUUUCAGACCAUCUGCCAGUGCUGGUAUUUGAUUUGUCUUGCAGAAUCAACCUGGCGGGGUCCCAACUGGCUCAGACAGUGAACAUUCUAAAAUAAAACCUUCUUCUUCUGCCAACGCCAUCUACUCUCUUGCUGUAAGGUAUGCUCUGGAGCGGGGGCUUCGCCGACAGAAAUUUCCUUGAAUUGCAGCCAGUGUACAAUUGAUGUAUACCAAGAGUCAUCAGUGGGUGCAUUUCUGAGAUGGAUUACUGUACAGUCAUACCUCGUCUUGCGUCCGCUUCAUGUUGUGUCUUUUCGCGUUACGUCCCGCAGCAACCCAGAAGUACUGGAACAGGUUACUUCCGGGUUUCGCCGCUCAUGCAUGUGCAGAAGCGCCAAAUCAGACACAGCGCUUCAAGUUGCGGGCAUUUCGCGUUACGGACGGGCUUCUGGAAUGGAUCCCGUCCGUAACACGAGGUACCACUGUAUUGUAUUUGAAUGCAGACCUCCCGCCUUGUUAGUUUCAGCAUGUGGAUUCUCUUGCAUUUGUCACUUAUCGUGCUCCCUAGAGGGGUAGGGGGUGGAAAUAUAAAAUAAAUAAAAUAAAGUGCAGGAACUAUAGAGUAGAUCAGAUAUUUUACAUUAAUCUGGCUGAAUUGGAGGUUUUAAAGUUUUUUUAAUGUUACUCUGUUUAUGUUUUUGAGUUAUUUCAGUCCGGAAAAUCAGUCAAAAUGUCCUGAGGACUCCCAGAGUUGUAAAUUUAUAAAUCCGUCUGGAGAGUAGAUAGAGCAUCGCAACCCUAAAAGGGUGUAAGAAAUCAGCUUAUUGAAACUGACCCUCCUUCCGCGUUUACCCACGAGGCUCUGAGGCCUCUGCUACCUGACAGAUGGCACACCUUGAACCGCCCUGUGUGACACACAACACAGCACAGUGUUGCAUUCCUAGAAUCUGAUUUUUGAGCUGGAAGCCCCUUGUUUGACACUUUGUUCUCAGAGAGCCGAUUGCUGCUAUUUUGUCCUCGUUAGAUGUCACUGUUGACUGUGAACCUUCUCGCUCUCUCCUCUAGACCGUUGCUUGUGCCAAAGCUACCGCCUGGAGAGCACUCGGAGAAUGAUGAAGACACAGAGUACAUGUCACCCUCGUCCUUGCCUCUUGUGCCCCCUGGCUCUGCUGUACAAAAACCAGAGGCCAAAUUGCCCUUGGAAAUGAGUCAAAGCUCACGGUGAGGCGGCCCAUUCAGGGCAGUAUAAGGGCUCCUCCACAAUGGCUGGAUUAUUUACUUGCUUGCCAUUGGGUUUAUUUAUUUUCCCAUUUCUAGAUUCCAAAGGCUCUGAGUAAGUUGUGAUACUUAAAAGCAACUACUGAUAAAUUACGGAUUUAUAUCAAUACUCCAUUUGAGUCCCACCUUGAAAGUUUUGGCAUAGCCUUUGAAAGACAGCCCAUCACCCAAAAAAUUCUUCGUUAUGUCCCUUGAUUUAUGUAGUAUUGCCACCUGCAGCUGACUUGCUUUGCAUCUGGGUGUGGAUUCCUUUUGAAUGUGCCCAAACAGCUGCUGCAGUGUGAGAUUCAUAAAAUAUUUUGAGGCAGCUGUCAGCUCCUCCUCAUAAGGAUGCAUCCUUCGUUUGCCUUGCUUAAAAAUCUUGAGAUGCUUUUGGGAAGUUAUAAAUACAAAAGGAUAUUAAAGAUGUAUUAUGCUAAAAAAAAAGAAAAAGCUCUGACUUAGUUUUGUAUGGCAAAUGUUUGAAAUUCAGUUUUGAAUACGACCAAAACAGAGACUUGCCCUGCUAGGGUGAUCUAGAUCCUUUGGGAUGGGGGGAACCUCUGGUCCUCCAGAAGGACAGGACUCCCAACUAUCAAGAGUGAUGGGAAUUGUUAUUCAGCAACAACUGGCAGUCCACAGGUUCUGAAGCUUAUUCUGGUGUGGCAAAUGCUUGCUCUCCUCACCUCAUUUUGUCACUUACUUUUUUAAAGGGUGUGUUGCAUUUGUAUCUAAUGUACAGUCGUACCUUGGAUCCCGAACGCCUUGCGAGUUGAACGUUUUGGCUCCCAAACGCCGCAGACCUGGAAGUGAGUGUUCUGGUUUGCGAACGUUCUUCGGAACCCAAACGUCCGAUGCAGCUUCCGAUUGGCUGCAAGAGCUUCCUGUAGCCAAUCGGAAGCCACGCCUUGGUUUCCAAAUGUUUUGGAAGUUGAACGGACUUCCGGAACGGAUUCCGUUGACUUCCGAGGUACCACUGUAUUGAUUUUCCAUUUCCCAAAAACAACUCAACACGAUACACAAAGUUUCUGUGUAGUAGUAGAAAAAUACAGAAUGGGGCCUUGGUGUAGAAAUGUAUUUGAAAAUAUGGUGGUGAGUGAUGCUUCAAGGUUUGCGCAAUGUGGGGGACAAAUGGAGCACAGUUUUGCUAGGUGGCUGGCAGUAUGUAGCCCAGAUAUGUUCUGGGUGCUGAUGGCCCCGUCCUCCUGCAGGAUCCAGCCGAGUUCCUGAAGCCAAUGCCCUUUCUUUUUCUUCUUCUCUGCUCAGAAUGUUGGACUGUGACCAGGAAAUGGACGGGUGCACCUAUGAAGCAAUGUUCAACAUCCACUCCCAGGCAGCUACUUCUGGCUCUGAGGCUACCAAUAUUCCUGGUAAGUUCCCAGAGGAGAAACAUCAUGAUUCAACCAGGAGAAAUACCACAGACGAGUCCUCUCACUUUCACAGAUUGGAUUUUUGUUUUACGUAAGGAAAUCAGGGUGUCAGUAAAAGAGAGCCUAAUAUAAAAUAAAAAAGGUGGAUGGUGUUUCGCAGCCUGUGGCAUUGGGACAAGUUUUGCUUCCCUUCUGUUCGUUGCACUUUCUGAUGUUUGUACAACAUCCUGUUUUGGGUUUUGGCUGUGGAGUGUCUCCCUUUGAAACGUUUCCACUCAGACGAGGUCUGCCGGAACUGGGGCUGGAGCCAAAGGUGUCUUCCUUGUUUUGUAGUUUCUUGCUUCUUCUUUUAAGAUGGAGGGGAAGUAGCAGCUGCCAAUGCCAGCAACGGCCCCGAGGAGUCAGAGAACGAGGAAGAUGGUUAUGACGUGCCCAGGCCAGCCCUCCCAUUGACUCUGGCUCGCCGCACCCUCUCAGAUAUCUCCAAUGCAACCUCUGCCUUCAGCCGGACCUCUCUGGAUGGAGAAAUCUUAUCAGGUUCGUUGGUUUCAUAUAGUGUUUCUGUGCUGCUCAACAACAAAAGUUCUUUGGGUGUUUUAAAGCAUCAAUCAAAUAAUAAAGUAUAAAUUUGAGACCACAAUACAAAAAGAAAGCAUAAAGGUUUAGAAUCAAUACAGGCAACUUCCAUUUACGCAUGUUCAAGGCACACACACACACGCAUCGCCAUGAACCCGGAAGUGGCACAAAAAGGGGCAGAAAUGGUGUCUAGCAGUCCCACAAACUUUUGCACCAACCUUUGAGGCCUGUGAGGCAUUGGAGUUUGAGCAAGGAGGUUUGGAGGAAGCAUGUGUGGUAGAAUUUGGUGGAUGUUUGGUGGUGGUUGUUUAUUAUUAUUAUUUAUUUUAUAUUGAUUGAUUGAAUUUAUAUACCGCCCUCUACCCUGAGGUCUCAGGGGGGUUUUUUCCAAGGGUUUUUCAAGGACUUACAGAGGCAUUUGCAGGCUUUUUCAAUAGUGUUCCCAGUACGUGUGACUUCACUUAAAUGCAUGGUGCCUUGGAACGUAACUCGCGCGUAAAUGGGGAGCUUUCUAUAUAAGCAGUGGAAGAUUUUUAACUACAUUUUUUAAAAUGCAAAAAACCUCCCCCCACUCAAGACUUAACGAGAUUAAUAAUAAUAAUAAUAAUAAUAAUAAUAAUGUUUUAUAUUCAUUUAUACCCUGCCCAUCUGGCUGGGUUUCCCCAGCCACAGAUAGGCGCCAGGUAAGCCUUUGUGCAGAAAGCAUUCCACCAGCAGGCUGGCAUCAGGGCACCCUUUCCAUUUUGCUGCAUGGUAGGUCUUACAGGCCAGCCCUGUACUCCCCUCUUGCGCAAUUCCAUGGCUCGUGCACAGUGUCGGGCAGGAGCAUCUGCUGUGGUUGACAAGCUGCUCUCCACCUGUUGCCAAGGGGAUCUUUUGCACUAGAUUUUGAUGCUGCAAACCCACCGGUCCCACAUCCCAACUUGUGAGAGAGCUGAUCCGUAGCCCUUUGUGCUCUGGAGUGAGCUCCGAGAGAGACUUGCGCAUGCUUUUCCUCUCUUUGUUUGUAAGAGAGGCUGGGAACUUGGCAGGCAAUGCGGUUUUGAGGCGUUCCUUUUUCUUGCACUUUCUCAAGCACUUCUCAGAAUGCCUGCAGCACGAAGGCUACUUCUGCUUAACAUCAACACACCAGAUAUGACGCAACCUAAACCACAAAGUUUGCCAUUUCUCAACCUCCCCGGGGUGAUAAGAGAGGAUUAAUAGUUCAUUUCAGCUGUUGAGGAUAACUAUUGCGUUGAUGCAAGUAGCACCAAAUUUAAUUGAGUUUCGAUUCCAGGUAAAAUAUGUGGCUGUUCCUCUAAGCAAUUGACUAAAGUGGUGUAUCUCGCCUUGGCUGAUGAAGUUAGCGUUUUGCAUGUUUUCACUCUUUAGGUUGUGUGUAAAUAAAAUAGUGCUUUAUUGUGUAUUAAUGCUCCUGAACAAGGGAGACCAGGUUAUAAAUAAACGAAUUGGCUAGCUGGGUGUUCAAGCUGCUGAAUAUCUGAAAUCUGUGAAUCUUUCUGCAUACAAGGUUGCAAUUAUAUUCAGGUUAACCAUAGGAUUUAAUGGUGAAGAGUUAGGUCUUGUGAAAGAGAAGGAUUUCGGCUGCAGAUUCCCAGAUGUUCAAAGAGCAUGAAGCUGAGGCUGUGUGACCUUUAAGAAGUACCUGUCCUCCUGCCCCUGCCCCCCCGCUCCCCAAAUCAUAUGCUUCUUUCUCUUCCAGGUUUGUCUGAUGGCUCCCAGGUCCCAGAGCGGCCUCCGAAGCCCUUGCCCCGGAGGAUAAACUCUGAACGCAAAGCAGGCAGCUGCCUGCAAGCUGGUGGAGCAGGGCCGGCCCCUGCUCCCUCCCCGCAGCUCUCCAGCGAGAUUGAGAACCUCAUGAGCCAAGGCUACUCAUAUCAGGACAUCCAGAAAGCCCUCGUCAUUGCCCAUAACAAUAUCGACAUGGCCAAAAAUAUUCUGCGGGAGUUUGUCUCUGUCUCCUCCCCCGCUCACCUAGCCACAUAGCACACAUCCCCUUGGCCCUGCCUGGGACACCCCUGCGCAUCCAACCUGCCUGGGCAGUCUCCUGCCCAGCUUCUACCUAGAGGAGGCAACGGGCUCCGCGAGAGACUUCCUGCGAAGGCAGGCUUGCCUCGACAGAGAGUAAUCGGUCAUCAGGGUUUCAUGCGAUUCCAGGUUUCCAAGCAAACAGAACGAAACGGAGCAGAUAGGUGCGUCCUCUCCAGUCUGUGUGUUUUUUGGAGUCCCUCCCCUCUUGGCCCCUCCCUCCCGCACGUCCUCGUUGGAGGGGGCGGUUGUGUCGCUUUGGAAAGACCUCUUGGUUCCUGUGCUGGUGGACAAGGGGGCGGGAGCGGAAGGGCGUUUGCCGGGGUGUCUUGUGUCGUGCUGUGAAUUAAAAGGGGAUGCCAGUCUGUCGAAUGGCGUCUCCACCUUUCUUGUGGCGUGCCCUCCUGUGGUUCAGGGUACUGAAUCGGGGCCUCUUUGCUGCUGUAUGUUUUGGCUCAGGCUUUUUAGACCACCUGUUACCGGGUACAGAUUCUCGACUAAGGAAGUGGUUUUGGUAGCUUCCUUCUGCUACAACACCCUCCCUCUCUCCCCCCACAACUCCCCCAAAUGUUCUCCUUGUUCCCUUUCUACAUCUCCAGUCAUUUCUGGCGGCUCCUCGGUCCGAGUCAGGCUUCUCCUGUUGCCAGCAUUAACCUGACGCACACUGGAUUUUAAGGCAUUGGAGAUGCAAGACUUCUUGCCUGCGCUCGGGCUGGUGCGAUGAUUGGAUGUAGCUGUGCGCCCCCCAGCUCCAAGCAUUCUGUGCUGUCCUGCUUUUACGUAAUCGAGGCUGUUGAGGACUGGAGCAGCUGCCCUUUAACACACCCAGAGCUGCUGCUUGGUCAACGUGGCAUGUCAUCUUUGUAGCAUCUACAAGUCCCGUGGCCAUGGAUCCAUUAUUUCCUUUCACUUCCUGUGGAUGAGAGUUAACUGUGCUGGAUUACUUAUGCAUUGAUGUGGGCAGCUGCAUCCAGCAUCUGUGGAAAUCAUUUUUGACCAGCUCAGCAGUCAAAAUGCAACAACUCCCUGCAGGGCUUUUGUGAAAGGGGAUGAUUUCUCCCCCUGCCUCCUUCGCUCUGCUUGUUGCAUUUUUCUUUUUAAAGUUCAGGUUCUUUUGACAGACAAGUCAAAAGAAACCGUUAACGGGAGGGGAGGAAAAGAAGAGUGUGGCUUCUGAAUGUUGCCCUUGUUUGGGCAGGCUAAUGGAGGUUUAGAAAGAUGAAUUUGGACCUUGAUGGCCACCGUCUGGCUGAUGGACAGCAGGCAACCUGAAUUUAGAGGACGCCUUCCCUCUUCCAUCCUCUUCCUCAAGCCUUCACUACAGUCUCCCAAUUACAGCAUUAGUCAUGUGAAAAUUUAUAUCUCAAAGCAAGUUGCAUGUUUGGUUUCCCCUGCAGUUGCCCUGUUUAAAUAGGCCUGGUUCCUCUGCCCCAGAUAAGGAUACUAAGACUUUCCCCCCAGAAGAGGGGGGGGGCAUAGAAAGAGGCUGCUUAUCUUGUGUUUCUCUCUAAAUGGGCAGCCUUGCUUGUCCACGAGCGCUUGGAUCCCUGGGGAAUAACUGCAGAGGAUGUCAGAGAUGGCACCUGGUUGUGCAGGUACCGUGGAUGCACCUAGCUGACACUUUGUUGUCAGCAGUGCUGUUUGAAUGACACACUAUGAAGAUUUGAAGACUGGCAGGAGUUUGCUGUUGCCUGCAGUGGUCCAAAAGCAGAAUUGUUGACCUGGCAGCUGUGGCCCUUCUCUUGCUGCCCAGAGAAAGAGUUGUCAGUUGCCAACACCUCACAGAGGCUUCAGAAGCCCCCUCCAUACAUGGGACGGGCAGUGGCAAUGUCGGCCUGAUCUUGCUGCUUUCAUGUGAAACACUGUGAAGAUGAUUACCUAGGAGGUCUCGGCUAGAGUGCAUUUUGAAUAACUUGAUAGCAUUUAGGAGCAGGUGAGCAGAGGGUCUUUGCAACAACUGCAGAGUAUAGAGUUGUGGCCAAGCAGUUUAGGAACCAAGGGGGCUGUGCAAUUUCAGAGUGUGAAAUGUUGGAGCAACCACUGGACGCUCCUCUUGGAUAUUUCUUCCCACAUCCGGGCCACGAACUCCACAUCAGUUUUGGAGACUAGUUUGGUGAGGACUAGCUCUUUGCAAAGCUGAUUUCCUAGUCCGCUGGCGAAGCUGUUGGCAUAGCACUGGAAACUUGGUUGCAGUCAGCCUUAAUCUCCCCCUUUGUGCAAAGCGGCAGCACCAACUUGCCUUUGCAGAUGGGCCUCUGCAGAUGCUCUCCACGCCCUGAGCAGGGCCAUCCUCGUUUUGGGACGCCUUCUGCCUGACAGGAACACUCCACAUACUAUAGCUGACUGGACUUUACUGCAUGUCUCCUUUUUGUCCACUUCUUGUGUCUUACAUUUACAUGAGAACUUUUAAAGUGGCUCUUUCUCCUCGAACCACAUGAAUGUCUUUGUUUGCAAGCACAAGGGAGGCAGAGCGAAAAACGCUUCCCGGGGUGUGUUCCCUGCUGCUUUUAAAAUUUUUACCUUAUUAUGUUUCCCCCGUGUCUCUUAAUCUUUAAAAAAAGAAAAAAAGGUUGACUUAUUUUACUUAAAGCCAAAUGUAUAGUGCCUUUUGAUGGGGGAAAUGCUCUAUCUCCAAUCUUGCAUCUGAAGAAGAGACAGAUUUAAAACUUGACCAGGGAAAUCCAUGGAGCUGCUCCUUGGAAGGAGAAAGCUGUCGCCCCAAAGCUAACAUAGUGGUGUGUUUGUUUUUGUGUGUGUGUUGUUCAGCCUGAACAGGUUUUCUCUACCUUAGUCCUUUGUGUUGGGGAGUUGUUCGUAUUGCUGGCUGCCCUAAGCUUGAAGGCAGUAAAAGCGCAACUCCAACGCAGGAUUUUGACACAACCAGUGUGGGUCACCCAAAAUAUCCCAGUUUGUCGCCCCCCCGUCCCUUUUCUUUUUAAAAACAAAUGAGGCUUAAGACUGGAAGCAAAAUAUAGCUGCACCUCCAGGCACAUGUGCCAAGUUUCCUGUCAACUUCUGAACCUCUCUGUGUGGGGGGAUGGAGCGCAAUCUUCUGGGAUCGUCUGUUGAGGCUCCAGUCAAUUCCCCCACAUAGUUUUGCAAGGAGUUUCCUGUGGAUUUUGCCCUGAAGUAUUAAAUGUCCAGUGCCUGUUCAAUUUGCAGCGUCCGUUUUGCAAAUGCUGCCUCCCCCAUCUUAGAGCUGCAUAUGCAUUUGGGGUAUGGGUGUGCGGCUUUACGAAUGUCACUUCUAGUAGCCAAUUUUGGAGCAGUGCAACUUGCCAUCGGCGGCCCUGUUAGCUCACUGAUGUACAACCGCUGCUCUCGUGACUAAAACUGCAAGGCGGGGGGUAGGGGGGCUAGGAAAGCUGAAAUGCUUAAUGGAUAAAUUACCUUUGAGUGGGAGAGAGAGGUUAUUAGUAGCUUUAUUUCUCCUGAAGGUUGAGAACCAAUUUUAAUAUCAGUGUUAAAAAAUAAAUGAAUUCAGAUUUUCACUGACUAUUUUAAAAGUUAUAAUAAUGUCAUUAAUAUAAAAAAUAUAUUAGCAGUAUUUAAUCCUUUCAGACCUGUAAAGAAUAAGAACAGAAGGUAAAUAUUCUUACAGAGUAGCUGAGCUUUAAGGUUCAUUUGGUCUAAAGUCCUCAUUUUGUUCUGCAAAAUGCAUUGUUAAUGUUUUUAGAGGUUAUACUAAUGUUAUUUAUUUUUUAUUUUUCAUUCUUGUAAGCUGCCCACGAAAGAGCUUGUGGAGGAUUUAGGGUAUUUCAUGUGUGUCAGUAAAAUAAAAAAACAAAGUUUUAUUUUUAAAUAAAUUUCUUUGUUGUAGCAUA
Molecule: messenger RNA, 50561 nt
Organism: Podarcis lilfordi (Lilford's wall lizard)
Lineage: Eukaryota; Metazoa; Chordata; Lepidosauria; Squamata; Lacertidae
Source: the annotation of a GenBank genome assembly